This is a messenger RNA of Drosophila suzukii, 58562 nucleotides long. RefSeq names its product fibrillin-like protein dumpy (gene dpy). Lineage: Eukaryota; Metazoa; Arthropoda; Insecta; Diptera; Drosophilidae. The record is from RefSeq and is a predicted model, not a curated record. Gene Ontology annotation, cellular component: nucleus. Gene Ontology annotation, molecular function: calcium ion binding; zinc ion binding.
GUGCGGUGCGGUUCUCUGCCAAGUGGGCUUCUCUUCCCUGUGUCUUUUAAGUGUGAAGUUUGGAUAAUCUAACAGCGGAGAUCAUUGCCUUAUUUGAAUAGGUGGUCGCAUCCUAACAUCCAUCAUCUAAUUGUUGCAGUGAAAGUUGCCGGGCAUUUUUCAGCAAUUUUACCCCGUGAAAAUUCCGAAAAACCAAACGCGCGCAAAGCAAUCAAAAGUGUUCAAAGCAAAAAAGCGUUAAAUAUUGUUUAGUAUAACAAUACGUUUCAAAAAAUUUAUAAAAAAUAACCGAGUGUCUGUGAGACGUCUUUUGCGCAAAGCCUAAGUGUGUGUGUGUGUCUUUCUGCGCUUUUGACGGCAAAUCGCUUUUGGCAGCUGCUUUGGCAGCAGCCAAGUAAGAAACAAGGCUUUUUUCGCUGGCGUCGCUCUUCGUUGGCAGCUGUUGGCAGUAUGAACUGAUUUUGGCCGAAAGUUGAUGAAUAAAAUGCAAAAAUGAAAAUAUUUUUGCCACUAGUCACGUGGAUAGUGCUACUACUCUCGAGUGCAGUACAUUCACAAUAUUCACAACAACCGCAACCAUUCAAGACGAACUUGAGGGCGAAUAGUCGGUUUCGCGGCGAGGUCUUCUACCUGAACCUCGAGAAUGGCUACUUUGGCUGCCAAGUCAACGAGUCCACCGAAUAUUUGCAGCUAUUCAACCUAUCGAAACUAUGCGACGGUACCCAAGAUUGUUUUCUGGGUGCCGAUGAGUUGAGCAAAGAGCUCAAAUGCACAAAUGACUGUGAUAAGGAUGGCACCCAGUGCACACAUGGCGCGUGUUUGAACGGCGUCUGCCAUUGCAAUGACGGCUACGGCGGUUGCAAUUGCGUGGACAAAGAUGAGAACGAAUGCAAACAGCGGCCGUGCGACGUGUUCGCCCAUUGCACAAACACACUGGGCAGCUUCACGUGUACCUGCUUUCCGGGCUAUCGCGGCAAUGGCUUCCAUUGUGAAGACAUUGACGAAUGCCAAGAUCCCGCGAUAGCAGCGCGCUGCGUGGAGAACGCCGAGUGCUGCAACCUGCCGGCGCACUUCCUCUGCAAGUGCAAGGACGGCUACGAGGGCGACGGCGAGGUCCUCUGCACGGAUGUGGACGAGUGCCGCAAUCCGGAGAACUGCGGCCCCAACGCCCUGUGCACCAACACGCCGGGCAACUACACAUGCUCCUGCCCGGAGGGCUAUGUGGGCAACAAUCCGUAUCGGGAGGGUUGCCAGGAUGUGGACGAGUGCUCGUACCCGAAUGUCUGCGGACCCGGUGCCAUAUGUACGAAUCUCGAGGGCAGUCAUCGCUGCGACUGCCCGCCGGGAUACGACGGCGAUGGACGCUCGGAGUCCGGUUGCGUGGAUCAGGAUGAGUGCGCCCGGACGCCCUGCGGCCGGAAUGCGGACUGUGUGAACACGGACGGCAGCUUCCGCUGCCUGUGUCCGGAUGGUUAUAGCGGUGAUCCUAUGCACGGCUGCGAGGAUGUCGAUGAAUGCGCCACUAACAAUCCAUGCGGUUUGGGUGCUGAAUGCGUGAACAUGGGCGGUAGCUUCCAGUGCCGCUGUCCCGCCGGCUUUGUGCUGGAGCACGAUCCUCAUGCGGAUCUGGUGCCCCAGUCGCCCCAGCAGAACCCCCAACAAUUGGGCUACGGGCCGGGGGCGACCGAUGUGGUGCCCUACCAGAGGACCUCGGGCGCCGGUCUGGCCUGCCUGGACAUUGAUGAGUGCAACCAGCCGGAUGGGGUGGCCAAGUGCGGCACCAAUGCCAAGUGCAUCAACUUCCCCGGCUCGUACCGCUGCCUGUGUCCCAGUGGAUUCCAAGGACAGGGCUAUUUGCACUGCGAGAACAUCAACGAGUGUCAGGAUAAUCCGUGUGGGGAGAACGCGAUCUGCACGGACACCGUUGGCAGCUUCGUGUGCACCUGCAAACCGGACUACACCGGUGAUCCCUUCCGCGGAUGUGUGGAUAUCGACGAGUGUACCGCCUUGGACAAGCCGUGUGGACAACAUGCGGUGUGCGAGAAUACCGUACCCGGCUACAACUGCAAGUGCCCACAGGGAUACGACGGGAAACCCGAUCCCAAGGUGGCCUGCGAGCAGGUGGAUGUGAAUAUCCUGUGCAGCAGCAACUUCGAUUGCACCAACAAUGCGGAGUGCAUUGAGAACCAGUGCUUCUGCCUGGAUGGCUUCGAACCCAUUGGCUCCAGUUGUGUGGACAUCGAUGAGUGUCGCACCCACGUGGAGGUUUGUGGUCCCCAUGCCCAGUGCCUGAAUACCCCCGGAUCCUAUGGCUGCGAAUGCGAAGCGGGUUACGUGGGCAGUCCGCCAAGGAUGGCCUGCAAGCAGCCUUGCGAGGAUGUGCGAUGUGGAGACCAUGCCUACUGCAAACCGGAUCAGAAUGAAGCCUACUGUGUGUGCGAGGAUGGAUGGACCUACAACCCGAGCGAUGUCUCGGCGGGAUGUGUGGACAUCGAUGAGUGCGAUGUGCUGCACGGACCCUUCGGAAGUUGUGGUCAGAAUGCCACGUGCUCGAACAACGCGGGAGGAUUUACGUGUGCCUGUCCACCGGGCUUCUCGGGAGAUCCGCACUCCAAGUGCGUGGAUGUGGACGAGUGCCGUACGGGAGCCAGCAAAUGUGGAGCUGGAGCGGAGUGCGUAAAUGUACCAGGUGGUGGAUACACCUGUCGCUGCCCCGAGAACACCAUUGCCGAUCCCGAUCCCAGUGUGAGGUGCGUGCCCAUCGUGAGCUGCUCCUCCAAUGAGGAUUGUCCUGGUAACUCCAUCUGUGAUGCGACCAAGCGUUGCCUGUGCCCCGAACCGAAUGUGGGCAAUGACUGCCGACAUCCUUGUGAAGCCCUCAAUUGUGGAGCACAUGCCCAGUGCAUGCUGGCCAAUGGACAGGCUCAGUGCCUGUGUGCUCCGGGAUACACUGGAAACGCUGCUCUGCCAGGUGGCUGCAAUGACAUCGAUGAGUGUCGGGCUAAUCCCUGUGCGGAGAAGGCCAUCUGUUCAAAUACAGCUGGUGGCUAUCUGUGCCAGUGUGCCGGAGGAUCCGGUGGAGAUCCGUAUCGCGAGGGAUGCAUUACCUCCAAGAUGGAGGGUUGCUCUGACGCCAAUCCCUGUGCGGCAGGUGAGACCUGUGUCCAGGACUCGUACACCCGCAACGGUGUGUGCAUCUGUCGACAGGGUUACGAACGGAAUCCGGAGAAUGGCCAGUGUCAGGAUGUGGACGAGUGCUCAUUGCAGAGAGGAAAGCCCGUCUGUGGACUGAAUGCUCUGUGUAAGAAUCUGCCAGGAAGCUAUGAGUGCCGCUGCCCACAGGGUCACAAUGGAAACCCCUUCAUCAUGUGCGAGAUCUGCAAUACGCCGGAGUGCCAAUGUCAAUCUCCGUACAAGCUUGUUGGCAACAGUUGCGUUCUGUCGGGAUGCUCCACCAGUGGACAGGCCUGUCCCAGCGGAGCCGAGUGCAUCUCCAUAGCCGGAGGUGUUAGCUACUGUGCCUGUCCCAAGGGCUAUCAAACCCAGCCGGAUGGCAGCUGUGCCGAUGUCAACGAGUGCGAGGAACGUGGCACCCAACUGUGCGCCUUUGGAGCUCAGUGCGUGAAUACACCAGGAAGUUAUAGUUGUCACUGUCCCGAAGGAUACCAAGGAGAUGCCUACAACGGAUUGUGCGCUAUGGCACAGAGGAAAUGUGCUGCCGAUAAGGAGUGUGCCAGUAAUGAGAAGUGCAUCCAGCCGGGAGAGUGUGUUUGCCCACCGCCCUACUUCCUGGAUCCCCAGGACAACAACAAAUGCAAGAGCCCCUGUGAACGAUUCCCGUGCGGCAUUAAUGCCAAGUGCACACCCUCGGAUCCACCGCAAUGUAUGUGCGAGGCGGGAUUCAAGGGAGAUCCUCUGCUGGGCUGCACGGAUGAGGACGAGUGCGCCCAUCUGCCCUGCGCCUAUGGAGCCUACUGUGUGAACAAGAAGGGUGGCUACCAGUGCGUCUGCCCCAAGGACUAUACCGGAGAUCCGUACAAGAGUGGCUGCAUCUUUGAGAGCGGCACCGUAAAGACCGUUUGCCUGAGCAACGACGAUUGUGCCAGUAAUCUGGCCUGUCUGGAAGGAAGUUGCGUAAGUCCAUGUAGCAGUCUCCUUUGUGGAUCCAAUGCCUAUUGCGAGACGGAGCAGCAUGCCGGCUGGUGUCGCUGCCGAGUGGGAUUCGUGAAGAACGGAGACGGAGACUGCGUCUCCCAGUGCCAGGAUGUGAUCUGUGGCGAGGGAGCCCUAUGCAUUCCCACCAGCGAGGGACCCACCUGCAAGUGUCCACAAGGACAACUGGGUAAUCCCUUCCCCGGCGGCAGCUGCAGCACUGAUCAGUGCUCAGCCGCCAGACCUUGUGGCGAGCGACAGAUCUGCAUCAAUGGAAGGUGCAAGGAGCGGUGCGAGGGAGUGGUCUGCGGUAUUGGAGCCACCUGCGAUAGGAACAACGGGAAGUGCGUCUGCGAACCGAACUUUGUGGGUAAUCCCGAUCUGAUCUGUAUGCCGCCCAUCGAGCAGGCCAAGUGCUCGCCAGGAUGCGGAGAGAACGCUCACUGCGAGUACGGUUUGGGUCAGAGCAGGUGCGCCUGCAAUCCCGGAACCUUUGGCAAUCCGUACGAGGGCUGUGGAGCGCAGAGUAAGAACGUCUGCCAGCCGAAUAGUUGUGGACCCAAUGCCGAGUGCCGUGCUGUGGGCAACCACAUCACCUGUCUUUGCCCGCAGGGCUUCAGUGGUAAUCCCUACAUUGGCUGCCAGGAUGUUGACGAGUGUGCCAACAAGCCGUGUGGUCUCAAUGCAGCCUGCCUGAAUAGACCCGGCGGAUUCGAGUGCCUGUGUCUCUCGGGACAUGCUGGAAAUCCCUAUAGUAGUUGUCAACCCAUUGAGAGCAAGUUCUGCCAGGAUGCCAACAAGUGCCAGUGCAAUGAGCGAGUGGAGUGUCCCGAUGGCUACAGUUGCCAGAAGGGCCAGUGCAAGAAUCUCUGCUCCCAGGCUUCGUGUGGCCCAAGGGCCAUCUGCGAUGCCGGAAAAUGUAUCUGCCCCAUGGGAUACAUUGGAGAUCCCCAUGACCAGGUCCAGGGAUGCAGUGUGCGUGGUCAGUGUGGGAACGAUGCUGACUGCCUGCACUCGGAGAUCUGCUUCCAGUUGGGCAAGGGUCUGCGCAAGUGCGUGGAUGCUUGCUCGAAGAUUCAGUGCGGACCCAAUGCCCUCUGCGUCGCCGAGGAUCAUCGUUCCUCGUGCAUCUGCUCCGAUGGUUACUUUGGUAACCCAAGUAAUCUGCAGGUGGGAUGCCAGCCGGAGAGGACGCUGCCCAAGGAAGCGGACAAAUGUAAAUCGGAUCGGGACUGUGAACGAGGAUAUGGCUGUCAGGCCAGCGUUCAUGGCACCCGGGAGUGCGUUGACCUCUGCUCCAAUGUCGUCUGCGGACCCAACGAGCUGUGCAAGAUCAACCCAGCUGGACAUGCGAUUUGCAACUGUGCCGAGAGCUAUGUCUGGAAUCCGGUGGUCUCCUCCUGCGAGAAGCCCUCACUGCCCGAUUGCACCAGUGACGCCAACUGUCCCGAUGCAUCCGCCUGUCGCCCAGAUGUCCUGGGUGUGCUUAAGUGCGUGGCCAUCUGCGAUGCCUUCACCUGUCCAGCCAACUCCGUUUGCGUGGCUCGUCAGCACCAGGGACGCUGUGAUUGCCUCAAUGGCUUUGUGGGUAAUCCCAACGACCGGAAUGGCUGCCAGCCGGCCCAGAAACACCACUGCAGAAACCAUGCCGAGUGCCAGGAGUCGGAGGCCUGCAUCAAGGAUGAGGCCACCCAAACCCUUGGCUGUCGACCAGCCUGCGAUACGGUCAAGUGUGGACCCCGUGCCGUUUGUGUCACCAACAAUCAUCAGGCACAGUGCCAAUGUCCACCUGGUCCGUUUGCCGGCGAUCCUUAUGAUCCCUUCAAUGGCUGUCAGAGUGUUCCUUGUGUCUACAACCAUGACUGUCCACCUAGCCAGAUGUGCAACCGUAUGACCCACACCUGUUUCGAUGUAUGCGACGAGGAGUCCUGUGGUGAGAAUGCCAUUUGCUUGGCGGAGGAUCAUCGUGCCGUCUGCCAGUGCCCACCUGGAUUUAAGGGAGAACCACUGCCGGAAGUUGCCUGUACCAAGCAGGGCGGUUGUGCCGCUGGAACCUGUCAUCCCUCGGCCAUUUGUGAAGUGACCCCCGAGGGACCGGUCUGCAAGUGUCCGCCGCUCUUCGUUGGCGAUCCCAAGUCGGGUGGUUGCCGUCCAGAUGGUCAGUGCCCGAAUGGAGAUGCCGACUGCCCGGCAAACACAAUCUGCGCUGGAGGAAGAUGCCAGAAUCCCUGCGACAAUGCCUGUGGCUCGAAUGCCGAGUGCAAGGUGGUCAACAGGAAGCCCGUCUGCAGUUGUCCCCUGCGAUUCCAGCCUGUUUCCGAUACGGCCAAGGAUGGAUGUGCCCGAACCAUAUCCAAUUGCCUCACGGAUGUCGACUGUGGAGGAGCAUUGUGCUACAAUGGACAGUGCCGUAUUGCCUGCAGGAACAGCCAGGAUUGCUCCGAUGGCGAAAGCUGUCUAAAGAACGUCUGCGUGGUGGCCUGUCUGGAUCACAGUCAGUGCUCCACGGGAUUAGCCUGCGUCGAGGGCCACUGCACCAUCGGCUGUCGCAGCAACAAGGAGUGCAAGCAGGAUCAGUCCUGCAUUGAGAACAAGUGCCUAAAUCCCUGCCAGUCGGCCAGUAGCUGUGGUCCCAAUGCCCUCUGCAGCAUUGCCCAGCACCGUAGCCAGUGCAGCUGCCCAGAGGGAUUCGAAGGUAAUCCCACUCCAGAACAGGGUUGCGUGCGUGUGCCCGCUCCCUGCUUGGCCAGCAAUCAGUGCCCCAGUGGACACAUGUGCAUCGGAAAUCAGUGUAAUCUGCCCUGUACCAAGACCUCCUCCUGUGCGGUUGGAGAACGUUGCUAUCAACAGGUGUGUCGCAAGGUGUGCUACACCAGCAACAACUGUUUGGCCGGAGAGAUCUGUAACUCGGACAGGACAUGCCAACCGGGUUGUGACUCCGAUGCCGAUUGUCCACCCACCGAGCUGUGCCUCACUGGAAAGUGCAAGUGUGCCACCGGAUUUAUUGGAACUCCCUUCGGCUGCUCGGAUAUUGAUGAGUGCACGGAACAACCCUGCCAUGCCAGCGCUCGAUGCGAGAACCUUCCGGGAUCCUAUCGAUGUGUAUGCCCCGAGGGAACUGUCGGCGAUGGAUACUCCCAGCAGGGUUGCUCGCAACCCAGACAAUGCAAUAAACCAGACGAUUGUGCCAAUAAUCUGGCCUGUAUUCAUGGAAAGUGCACGGAUCCUUGCUUGCACACCGUUUGCGGAUUAAAUGCCCACUGCCAGUCGGAGGGACAUGAAGCUUUAUGCACCUGUCCAGCUGGAUUUUUGGGUGACCCCAACGACACCGGAGUGGGUUGCUUCAAAGUGGAGUGCAUUGAUAAUGUGGAUUGUGCCGGAGAUCGUGCCUGCGAUGCGGAAACCAAUCGCUGUAUUAAACCCUGCGACCUUACAAGUUGCGGAAAGGGCAAUUGCCAGGUGGAAGACCACAAGGCUGUGUGUGCCUGCUACGAGGGCUAUCAGUUGGUCAACGGAGUGUGUGAGGAUGUCAACGAGUGCUUGUCGCAACCAUGCCACAGCACCGCCUUCUGCAACAAUCUGCCUGGAAGCUAUAAUUGCCAGUGUCCCGAGGGUUUGAUCGGAGAUCCCCUGCAGGCCGGUUGCCGGGAUCCCAAUGAGUGUCUGAGUGAUGCGGACUGUCCCGCCUCAGCCAGUUGCCAGAACUCCCGAUGCCGUAGUCCUUGCGAACGCCAGAAUGCUUGCGGACUGAAUGCCAAUUGCCAGGCGCAGGCUCAUCAGGCCAUUUGCACUUGUCCCCAGAACUCUCGCGGAGAUCCCACCGUCGAGUGCGUGCACAUCGAGUGCUCGGACAAUGACGACUGCUCAGGGGAGAAGGCCUGCCUGGACGCGAAGUGCAUCGAUCCCUGUUCCCUGCCCAAUGCCUGUGGAGCUCAGGCUCGUUGCUCGGUGCAGAACCACAUUGGAGUGUGCUCCUGUGAGGCUGGAAGUACCGGAGAUGCCAAGUUGGGAUGCGUGCAACUGCAGUACUGCCAGCAGGAUGGACAGUGUGCCCAGGGAAGCAUCUGCUCCCAUGGCAUCUGCAGUCCCCUGUGCAGCACCAAUCGGGAUUGCAUCUCGGAACAAUUGUGUUUGCAGGGCGUCUGCCAAGGAACCUGCAAGUCGAACUCUACUUGCCCCCAGUUCCAGUUCUGUUCGAAUAACAUUUGCACCAAGGAGCUGGAGUGCCGAUCGGAUGAUGAGUGUGGCGAGGAUGAGACCUGUCUCAGUGAUGCCUAUGGCCGGGCCAAGUGUGAGUCCGUGUGCCUGGGUCGUGCUGCAUGUGGCCGGAAUGCCGAGUGUGUGGCCCGUUCCCAUGCUCCCGACUGCCUCUGCAAGGAGGGAUUCUUCGGGGACGCUAAGUCCGGAUGCCGCAAGAUCGAGUGCAGCAGCGAUGAUGACUGCUCGAAUGACAAGAGCUGUGACAACCAUAUGUGCAAGAUCGCCUGCCUCAUCGGACAGCCGUGUGGAGAGAAUGCCCUCUGCACCACCGAGCACCACCAGCAGGUAUGCCACUGCCAACCAGGAUUCUCGGGAGAUCCGCGCGUGCGUUGCGAUGUCAUCGACUUUUGUCGCGAUGCUCCGUGCGGACCCGGAGCCCGUUGCCGGAACGCGAGGGGGUCGUACAAGUGCACCUGUCCCCCGGGACUCGUUGGUGAUCCGUACAACGAGGGCUGUCGCAGCUCCGUCGAGUGCGAGACCAACGAGGACUGUCCCCCGCACGCUGCAUGCACCACAACCAAUGGGGUGGCCAAGUGCCGCGAUGUCUGUGCCCAGCUGCAGUGUGGCCCCAAUGCGGAAUGUGUUCCGAAGGGCCAUGUCGCGCAGUGUGCAUGCCGCAGCGGCUACGAUGGCCAACCCGCCGACCGGGUGGCCGGGUGUAAGCCGCUGCCCGUUCCCUGUCAGGUCACCGGCGACUGUCCGACCAACACUUACUGCUCGGAUAGCGUCUGCAAACCUGCCUGUGUUCUGGACACCGAAUGUGGAGCAUCCGAGGUGUGUCAAGGUGGCCAAUGCUUCAAUCCCUGCCUACAGCCGCAGGCUUGUGGACAGAAUGCCGAGUGCGUGAUGCAGAAUCACCUGAAACAGUGCCAUUGUCCGGAGGGCUUCACUGGUGACUCAGCCAAGGAGUGCGUGCGUGUGCCGGUGGCCUGCGAUGUGGACUGUGCACCAGGAUACACCUGCCGUGACUCCAUGUGCCUGCCUGUGUGCCACAACGAUCUGGAGUGCGCCUCCAACGAGAAGUGCCUGAAGGGCAAUUGUAUGCUGACCUGUCGAGUGGACAACGAUUGCUUCCUGGGUCACGUUUGCCUGCACAACAAGUGCGUGUAUGGCUGCCAUGUGGAUGAUGACUGCAGUGCCUCCGAGUCCUGCCGCAAUGAUAAGUGCGUAAACCCAUGUGUGGAGAAUCCCUGUGGUCCCAAUGCCGCCUGUUCGGUGUCCAACCACCGGGCCAGCUGCAGCUGCCUGGAGAGCAUGGUGCCCAAUCCCACGCCCCAGGUGGGCUGCGUCCGAUCUCCCCCCUUGGAAUGCCGCGAGAAUCGCGACUGUGGCAAUGGAUUGGCCUGCUUCGAGUCGGUUUGCCGACCUCUGUGCGCCGAUGAUGCCGGCUGUUUGACCAACGAACGCUGCCAGCAGGGAGUUUGCAAGCCCCUCUGCCGCCACGACAACGAGUGCGGUCAUGGAGAACUCUGCCUGGGACUGAACUGUGUUCCCGGCUGCCGCUCCGAUCAGGGCUGUCCCCAGGACUUGGCCUGCGUGGGCCAGCAGUGCGUGGAUCCCUGUGCCGAUCCCACAGCCUGCGGCACCAAUGCCCAAUGCCAGACGAUCGAUCACAGGAAACAGUGCUCUUGCCCGGAGGGUCUGGAUGGCAAUGCCAAUGUGGCCUGCAAGGUGCCACGCAUUGCUUGUGGAAGGAACGAGGAUUGCCAGUCGAAUCAGCUCUGCUAUGCCGGCAGCUGCCAAGGAAAGUGCAGAAACGAUCAGAACUGCCUGGCGGAUGAGCGUUGCAUGAGGGGCACCUGUAGGACCGUGUGCAACACGGAUGAGGCCUGUGCCCAGGGACAGAUUUGCGAGAAUCGCAUGUGCCAGACUGGAUGCCGUACGGAUUUGAGUUGUGCCAGCGACGAGGCCUGCGUGAACAAGAAGUGCCAGAACCCAUGUCGCACGCCGGGUCAAUGUGGCCAGUGUGCCGACUGCCUGGUGGUCAACCAUGGAGUCCAAUGCCAGUGCCCCGCCUCCUUCAUGGGCGACGGUCUGACUGGUUGUCAACUGCCGCCGGAACGUUGCCAUCCCGGCUGCGAGUGCGAUGAGAACGGAGCCUAUUGUGCCACCAAGUGCUCCAGAAGCGAGGACUGCGCCUGCGGACAGCAGUGUGCCCGAGGAAAGUGCCGGAACAAGUGCGGACCUAAGCGUCAGUGUACGGUGGGUCAGCUGUGUGAGCGAGGAGCUUGCAUUGCCGGAUGUAAAUCGAAUGGAGACUGUGCCGCCGACCAGAGUUGUGUGAAUGGAAAGUGCUCGGAUCCUUGUGCCAAUGACAAGGCCUGCGGAAGGAAUGCCCUCUGCACCGUGUCCGAACACCGGAUGCUCUGCUACUGCCCCGAUGGCUACGAGGGUGAGCCUAGCAAGGAGUGCGUGCAGUUCGAGUGCCGUGUGGACACCGAUUGCGAUAGCAACAAGCGUUGCGACCAAGGCAAGUGCCGUAAUCCCUGCCUGGAGUAUGGAGCUUGCGGCACCAAUGCCCAGUGUCGGGUGGUGGGUCGCAAGGCCCAGUGCUCCUGUCCACCGGACUUCUUUGGCAACCCGAUCAGUGAGUGCCGACCCCUGGAAGGAGGUUGCUCAAGCAAACCCUGUGGGGAGAACUCCAAGUGCACUGAGGUGCCUGGAGGCUAUGAGUGCGCCUGCAUGGAUGGCUGCAUUGGAGAUGCCCACCAGGGAUGUCUGUGCGGUGGACCGCUGGUGAAUGCCUGUCAGGAUCAGCCUUGUGGCUUGAACGCCGCCUGCCAUGUGCUGGACAAUAACCAAGCCGAGUGCUACUGCCCGGAGGACUUCCCCAAUGGAGAUGCCUAUGUGCAAUGUUACUUGACCCCACCAAAGCAAGAUUGUCGCACCCAAGGAUGUGAAGUGGGUGACUGUGUGCGCCAGGGCUACGAAUAUGCCUGCCAGCAGGACACCGAACAAUGCUACUCAGAUACGGAUUGUCCCAGUGAAAAGUCAUGCCUCCAAGGACACUGCAGCGAUCCUUGUACAAUGCGUGGCGUGUGUGGUUUGAAUGCGCUCUGCAAAACCGUACUGCAUCGUCCGCGCUGCUCCUGCCCCAGUUGCCACGUUGGUCGGCCGGAGGUCGAGUGCAAGCCCGAUCCCAAGUGUUUGUUGGAGGACACGGAUGCGAAGACCAAGGAGCAGAUCCCAUGCUCUAGGGACUCCGAGUGUCCGGAGACGUUGCAGUGCGGCCAGUAUGGCCAAUGCACAGAUCCUUGCAACAACCCACUCUUCAUCUGCGAGAGCAACAAGAAGUGCGAGACGCGACGCCAUCAGCCGGUUUGCAUCUGCAAGUCUGGCUUCAUAGUGAAUGAGUACGGGGAACUGACGUGUGCCCCCGAUAAGCGGGAGUGCUAUCGCGAUGAUGACUGCGCCUCGAACAUGGCCUGCACCGAUGGCAAGUGCCGCAAUCCUUGCAUCGUACCCCUGGGCCGUGCCGCAAUCUGUGCGGAGAACAAGUCCUGCGAGGUGCAGAACCACAAGCCCGUUUGCAUUUGUAUGCGCGAUUGCCAGCCAUCGAUAUCGAUUUGCCUGCGCGACGCCGGAUGUCCGGCGAGCCAGGCCUGCCGGAAGCUCAAGUGCGUCGAUCCGUGCGAGUUUGCCACAUGCGCACCCAACUCGCCAUGCAUUGUCGAGGAUCACAAGCCGAUAUGUAAAUUCUGCCCAGCUGGAUUUAUAGCCGAUGCCAAGAAUGGAUGUCAAAAAGAAAUCGGUUGCGCAUCGAGUGAUGAGUGCCCCUCCCAGCAGGCGUGCAUUAAUGCUCUUUGCGUGGAUCCUUGCACCUACGACAAUCCCUGCAGCCGUAAUGAAGAUUGCCGUGUGUUCAACCAUCAGCCGCUGUGCUCAGCCGAACAUGGUCGCACACCUGGCUGUGAGCAUUGUCCACCAGGCGCGAACUGCGAUCCCACGACAGGUGCUUGUAUAAAGGCUAACGUAACAAUAACAACUAUUACUACCAAGAACUCCACAUCUACCAAGAUACCAACGAAACCAAGAACAACAGCUAACCCAAACACAGGCGUCAAAACGACGCCGACAACCACAAGGGUCACCACAAGAACCACGACCACAACCACUACUACCACUUCCUCCACUAGCACUGAAUCGAGCACAAUCACAAGCGCUACUAACCAGACCAGUAAGAAUCACAAACCAGACACAGAAAGCACCACCUCCCACACCGAUGCCACGAGACGCUAUCGCGAUGGUGAGAACAAUAUAACCGAUACACCAACUCCAAGGCCCACGGUCCAGAUGACAAAGUUGCGAGGCGAAGAUAUCAUAGGCGACAGUCAGAGGCGGUCUACUACGACGCCCAAAAUGAAGACCACCCGGCUGGAUACUUCGAACGAAGUCCCAGAUACCACUACACCUUGGCCGAUCGAGCUGCCAACCACGGAGGGCACCACCACGGAGGUCUACAACACCAUGAUUGCUCCGCUGGGCAACACCACUGACACCUCAUUAAUUAACCCAUGUACAGUAGAUACUAACUGUGCUCCUAACGAGCACUGUAAGCUGGGCCAUUGCCGUAAGAAAGAACCGCCGGGUUCACCGAAAACACCCGAACCCUGUCAAUCUAACAACGACUGCAUUGAGAGCGAGGCCUGUUACAUGGGUCUGUGCCAGGAUCCCUGCGAGUUUGCCAAGAUUUGUGCCGCGACUGCCAAGUGUACGGCCAAAAGUCAUCGACCAGUUUGCACCUGUCCGCAGGGCCAUGAGGGCAAUCCGAUGGUCAAGUGUGUAACCACUCAAACCUCAAUUGAAUGCACUGACGAUUCGGACUGUGGUGUCACGGAAGCGUGCAUAAAUCAGCUCUGCCAGCAUCCUUGCGAUGUCCAUGAUCCUUGCGCCACGAAUGCCGUUUGCAUUAACACCAACCAUGCAGCCGAUUGCAGCUGUGCAGAUGGCUUCCAGGGCAAUGGAUUUGUUGGCUGUCAGCCAGCACGUACCCAUGUCUGUCAAUACAACGAGGACUGUCCGCCGACGAAGCUCUGUGAUCGCCUGAACCGUCGCUGCAUUAAUCCCUGCCAAGAGGACUCGUGCGGCGAGAAUGCCGAGUGUAUACCCGUGAACCAUGGAACUGACUGUCGCUGCCUGCCCGGAUUCCUCGGAAACGCCUAUGUGCAGUGUCUUCCCAGUCAGGGUUGCCGUUCCGAUUCCGAGUGUGAUUCCAGUCAGGCCUGCAUCAACGGAAAGUGCUCAUCGCCCUGCCAGUGUGGAGCUUUUGCCCUCUGCGAUGUGGUCAACCAUCGCGGUGUAUGCAAGUGCCCUCCUGGCUACAACGGCAAUCCCCAGGUGGGCUGCAGUCCACCUCAAGACCCUUGCGACCCCAAUCCAUGUGGCUUAAAUGCCCUGUGCGAGCUGGACAAUGGUAAUCCCAUCUGCUACUGCCCCAAGGGUCUUACAGGAAAUCCCUUUAAGAAUUGCAUUCCUGAGGGAGACGAGUGCACGCCAAAUCCUUGUGGACCCAACUCUGGAUGCCGUCGCGUGGAUGGCAACCCGAUUUGCUUCUGCCUGCCGGAAUACGAGGGUCAACCGCCGUCGAUUCCCUGUGAACUGCCCUCAAACCCCUGUGAUCCGUCGCCAUGUGGACCAAAUACCCAGUGCUCCGUUCUCAGCAACGGUUUCUCCAAGUGCACCUGUCUGCCGAACUAUGUGGAGAGCCCGAACACCAUCCGAGGCUGCGUUGAACCUAUCAAUCCAUGCGACCCCAAUCCCUGUGGAGUUGGUGCCAUCUGCGAUUCAUCGCGUCAGCCCGUCUGCUACUGUCCGGACAACAAGAUUGGAAAUCCGUUCAGGUUGUGCGACAAGCCGGCUGUUACCAUUGAGCUUUGUCAACCAGGACCUUGCGGCAAAAAUGCCGACUGCUAUGUGGCUGGAAAUCGCGAGGAGUGCUACUGUCGCUCCGGAUAUGUGGGAGAUGCUUAUCAAGGAUGCCGUGAACCCAGUCGCACCGUUUGCGAUCCCAAUCCUUGUGGACCCAAUGCUAACUGCGUGGUGGCCGGCGACGGACAAACCGCUUGCGUUUGUCCCGACGGCUUGUCCGGUGAUCCCACAUCCCUGAUUGGUUGCCACGGCUACGAGUGCCAGGUAGAUGCAGAUUGUCCCAACAGUAAGGCCUGCAUGGGCUACCGCUGCUACGAUCCCUGCCCCGGAGCCUGUGGCCAAGGAGCCCACUGCCAAGUCGAGGAACAUCACCCAGUUUGCUCCUGUAAUGCCGGAUUAACUGGCAACCCAGGAGUUCGCUGCUAUGCACUGGAUCAUCCCAAGACAAAUCCUUGCGUUCCAAGCCCUUGUGGCAGGAAUAGUGAGUGCAAGUUGCUGAAUAACCGAGCUGUCUGCUCCUGCAUCCCAGGUUAUCUGGGUGAUCCUCAGUCGGGAUGCCGGCCAGAAUGCGACAUCAACUCGGAUUGCGGUGAUACCUUGUCUUGCAUUAACCACAAGUGCGUGGAUCCCUGUGCCGGAGCGAUCUGUGGCAUCAAUGCCAUCUGCAAUGUGCGCCAGCACACUCCAGUAUGUCUCUGCUUGGACGGAUUCGUGGGCGAUGCUUUCUUGCAAUGCGUACCCAUUGGAAUACUGAAGAACGUUUCGCGGGAUCCGUGUGCCCCGUCGCCCUGUGGACCCCAUGAUGUUUGCUCGGUGUUUGGCGAUGGAGUGGCUCUUUGUGAUCCCUGCUUUGGACCCAAUGCCCAGCAGAAUCCCCGCUGCCGACCGGAGUGUGUGGCCAAUUCGGAUUGUCCGUUUGAUCGCGCCUGUUUAGGCCAGCGCUGUCAGGAUCCUUGUCCCGGAUCUUGUGGACGAAAUGCCAUCUGCAAUGUGUACGAACACAAUCCCGUCUGUGCUUGCCCCACGGGUCUUUUCGGAAAUCCCUACGAACAGUGCACCACGCAGUCGGUGGUGGAGCCACCACCACAACCAAGCUGCGCCAAGCUCCGCUGUGGUGUCAAUGCGGAGUGCAAGCGUCAGCACAGCGGUCUGGCCUGCGUCUGCCGCAAGGGUUACUUCGGAGACCCACACAUCGGUUGCAGACCGGAGUGCGUGCUCAACAGUGACUGUCCUGCGGAGAAGGCCUGCCUGAAUUCCAAGUGCGUGGAGGCUUGUGCCGGCGUUUGUGGCAUCAAUGCCAUUUGCCGCGUGGUGAACCAUGCACCGGUUUGCAUCUGUGCCGAGGGUUACAGCGGAGACGCCUCCAUUGCCUGCAAUCCUUUCUACCUGCCUCCACCUCUAGUGCGACCUAAUCCAUGUGAGCCAUCGCCCUGUGGACCGAACUCCCGCUGCAAGACCACUACAGAUGGCUAUGCAGCCUGUUCCUGCCUGCCGAACUUCAAGGGAGCUCCACCAGUCUGCCAGCCAGAGUGCGUGGUUAGCUCGGAGUGUGCCCCCAACCAGGCGUGUCUCAACCAGAGAUGUGCCGAUCCCUGUCCGGGUAUCUGCGGUGGAGGAGCUCGCUGCGAAGUGCUCAACCACAAUCCCAUUUGCUCUUGCGAGGCCAACUUCGAGGGCGAUCCAUUUGUGGCCUGCUCACCCGCUCAGGAUCCAGGUCGCGAUAUCGCUGUCGCAAAGAACCCAUGCGUUCCGUCCCCCUGCGGACCUAACUCCAUUUGCCAAAUCAAACAGAACCGACCAGUCUGCUCCUGUGUGGCCAACUACAUUGGCAGCCCGCCAUACUGCCGACCGGAGUGUACGUUGAGCAGUGAGUGUCCUACGGACAAGGCCUGCAUCCAGGAGAAGUGCCAGAAUCCGUGUGCCAACAUCUGCGGGCAUAAUGCCCGUUGUACGGUCAUUGCGCACUCCGCCCACUGUAGCUGCGAUGAUGACUACGAGGGAGAUGCCUUCAUCGGUUGCUCCAAGAAGGUUACAGCAAGACCCAAUGACCAAAUCAAUCCAUGCUACCCGAAUCCUUGUGCAGAGAACGCUGUUUGCACACCUCACAAUAAUGCCGCUCGCUGUACCUGCAUUGAGCCCUACAAUGGCGAUCCGUACAGCACCGGAUGUCGUCCGGAAUGUAUCUACAGCUCGGAGUGUCCCUCGUCGCUGGCCUGCAUCAAGCAGCACUGUCGCGAUCCCUGCACAGCUGCCUGUGGAGCUAAUGCGGAGUGCGCAGUGGUAAAUCACUUGGCCUCUUGCAGUUGCACUCGAGGAUUCGAGGGUAAUCCGUUCGAAGGAUGCAAGCGAGUGCCAAUUGUGCGACCCGAAAGCGUGUGUGAACCGAAUCCGUGUGGACCCAAUAGCGUCUGUCGCACCGUCGAGGGACAUCCCACGUGCAGCUGCCAGGUUGGCUAUUUCGGAGCUCCGCCCCAGUGCAGACCCGAAUGUGUGGUCAGCUCGGAGUGUGCCCAGCAUCUGGCCUGCAUCAACCAGAAGUGUACGGAUCCCUGUGCUGAGAAUUGCGGAUUCAACGCCAAGUGUCGGGUGAACAACCACAAUCCCAUCUGCUCCUGCCCACCCAACUAUGUUGGCAAUCCAUUCGAACAAUGUGUGCCGAAACCACCACCAGAAGCGGAACGCCAUGCGGAUCCUUGCCUACCCAGCCCAUGUGGCUCCAAUUCCGUUUGUCGCAAUGUGAACAAUCGAGCGGAGUGCUCUUGUGCCCCAGGAAUGUUUGGAGCCCCACCAAAUUGUCGACCCGAGUGUGUGAUUAACCAGGAUUGCCCAUCGAAUCGGGCUUGCAUACGUCAAAGAUGCGAAGAUCCCUGUAUCGGAAUUUGCGGCUUCAAUGCCGUGUGCUCCACUCAAAACCAUCAGCCCAAGUGCAGUUGCAUUGAGAGCUUCGAGGGUGAUCCGUACACCGCCUGCAGAAUGCGUGAGAUCGUGGUGCCAGAUCCACCCUCUGAUCCAUGCUACCCAUCGCCAUGUGGUGCCAAUGCCAUUUGUCGUGUGCGCAAUGGAGUCGGCUCCUGCACCUGCAUCCAAAACUAUUUCGGUGAUCCGUACAUCAAUUGCCGCCCGGAAUGCGUGCAGAAUAGCGAUUGUCCCUGCAGCCGGGCCUGUAUCAAUAUGAAGUGCCGCGAUCCGUGUGCCAAUGCCUGCGGAUUCAAUGCCAUCUGUCGGGUGGCCCACCACCAGCCGGUGUGCAGUUGUGAACCAGGUUUCACCGGCAAUCCUCUGCGCGCAUGCGUCGAAAGACCCACAAAUAUGUACCUGCCCCUGCCAAAAGACCCUUGUAGACCCUCACCUUGUGGCCUAUUCAGCACUUGCCAUGUGGUUGGAGAUCGUCCCGUGUGUGCCUGCUUGCCAGACUACAUGGGUGCUCCUCCCAACUGCAAGCCCGAAUGCAUGACCAGUGCCGAGUGUCCCUCGGACAGGGCCUGUAUCAACCAACGGUGCAAAGAUCCGUGUCCCGGAACUUGCGGCUACAAUGCUCGUUGUCGCUGCACCAAUCACUCGCCCAUCUGCAGUUGCUACGAUGGCUACACUGGGGAUCCGUUCCACCAGUGCGUGCCUGAAAGAAAACCACCGCCAAUAGCCGAUCCCAUUGUACCAGCCAAUCCUUGUGUGCCAUCACCUUGUGGACCCAAUUCUCAAUGCCAGGUUUCGAGCAGCGGAGCAGUCUGCUCCUGCUUAACCAACUACAUAGGACGUCCGCCUGGCUGUCGGCCAGAGUGCAGCAUAAAUUCCGAGUGCCCGGCCAGAAUGGCCUGCGUCAAUGCUCGAUGUGCCGAUCCCUGUAUCGGAUCUUGUGGAAACAACGCACUCUGUCAUGUCAGCCUGCAUGCCCCGGUUUGCAUGUGCGAACCUGGUUUCUCCGGCGAUCCGUUCUCCGGCUGCUACAAGAUCAUUGAGACGCCCAUUGAGGUGAUCCAACCUUGUCGUCCCAGUCCGUGUGGCUUGAAUGCCCUUUGCGAGGAGCGAAAUCAAGCCGCCGCCUGCAAGUGUCUACCGGAGUAUUUUGGCGAUCCGUACGUCGAGUGUCGCCCCGAGUGUGUCAUCAACUCGGACUGUCCCAGGUCGCGUGCCUGCGUCAACCAGAAGUGCGUGGAUCCGUGUCCAGGAAUGUGCGGUCACAACGCCCAGUGCGCUGUCUUUAACCAUGCCCCCAACUGCGAGUGCCUACCUGGUUACACGGGUAACCCCAUCGUUGGUUGCCACCAGGUCCCUGAGAUUCGCUAUCCUGACCCCAUAGUGCCCGAAAAUCCUUGCCAACCCUCGCCCUGCGGCCUCUACAGCAACUGUCGUCCGGUCAAUGGCCACGCAGUCUGCUCCUGUGUGCCCAACUACAUCGGUUCCCCUCCCAACUGCCGGCCCGAGUGCAUGAGCAGCUCGGAGUGUGCGCAGGACAAGUCGUGCCUCAACGAACGCUGCAAGGAUCCCUGCCCGGGCACCUGUGGCAAUAACGCCCUCUGCCGCGUGGUCAACCACAACCCCAUCUGCUCCUGCAGUCCCGGCUUCAGCGGUGAUCCCUUCGUGCGCUGCUUCCCGCAAGAGAAGCGGCCGGAAAUCACCCAUGAUCGCAUCGAUCCGUGCGUUCCCUCGCCAUGUGGUCCCAACUCUGAGUGCCGGGUAUCUCCUGCCAAUGAGCAGGCUGUCUGCUCAUGCUUGCAACAUUAUGUGGGUAGGGCCCCGAAUUGCCGGCCGGAGUGCACCUCGGACUCCGAGUGCCCCGGCAAUUUGGCCUGCAUCAAUCUGCGCUGCCGGGAUCCGUGUGUCGGUACCUGCGGCAUCCAGACCACUUGCCUUGUAAAUAAUCAUAGACCCAUUUGCCGCUGCAUUGACGGCUAUGCAGGGGACCCAUUCUCAGAGUGUAGUCCGAAGAUUAUUGUCCCGCCAGAGGUGGCACAACCCUGCAACCCCAGUCCCUGCGGCGCCAAUGCCGUGUGCAAGGAGCGCAAUGGAGUUGGCUCCUGCUCCUGCCUGCCGGAGUACAAUGGAGACCCCUACACCGAGUGCCGACCGGAGUGUGUGCUCAAUAGUGACUGCUCGAAGAACCGCGCCUGCCUCAACAACAAGUGCCGCGAUCCCUGUCCCGGUGUCUGUGGCGUCUCCGCCGAGUGCCAUGUGAUCAAUCACGCCCCCAGCUGCAGUUGUCCCUCCGGAUUCACGGGCAAUCCCUCGCAAUACUGUCGCGAGAUACCAAAAUUGGCCGCUCCCGUUGAACCAUGCCGUCCAUCGCCCUGCGGUCCUUAUAGCCAGUGCCGUGAGGUGAACGGCCAUGCGGUCUGCUCCUGCGUUACCAACUACAUUGGCACUCCGCCCGCCUGUCGUCCGGAGUGCUCGGUUAGCUCCGAGUGUGCUCAGGACAGGGCGUGCGUGAACCAACGCUGUGUGGACCCGUGUACGGGCAAUUGUGGCAACGAGGCCAUCUGCAAGGUGACCAACCAUAACCCGAUCUGCUCCUGCCCAGCCGGCUACAGCGGCGAUCCGUUCGUACGCUGUGCGCCAUGGCAGGAGGAGCCGGAGCAGCCCAAGUCCAAUGAGAAUCCUUGUGUGCCCAGUCCCUGCGGACGCAAUUCCCAGUGCCGUGUCGUGGGUGAGACGGGUGUCUGCUCCUGCCUGCCCAAUUUCGUGGGCAGGGCACCCAACUGCCGACCAGAGUGUACCAUCAACACCGAAUGUCCCGCCACCCUGGCCUGCGUCAAUGAGCGCUGCCAGGAUCCCUGUCCGGGAUCGUGUGGCUUCAAUGCCUUCUGCAGUGUGGUGAAUCACUCGCCCGUCUGCUCCUGCGACAAUGGUUACACUGGUGAUCCGUUCGCCGGAUGCAAUCCACAACCUCCGACCGUGCCCGAUGAGCGCCUGACUCCCUGCCAACCCUCGCCCUGUGGCCCCAAUGCCGAGUGCCGUGAGCGCAACGGAGCCGGCUCCUGUACUUGUUUGCCGGAGUACUUCGGUGAUCCGUACAGUGGCUGCCGUCCGGAGUGCGUGGUGAACAGUGAUUGCUCACGCGACAGGUCGUGUGUCAACCAGAAAUGCGUGGACCCGUGUCCAGGUGUUUGUGGUCUGAAUGCCCAGUGUCGCGUGUCCAAUCAUCUGCCCAGUUGCACUUGCCUGGCCGGAUACACUGGAAAUCCGUCAAGCGCGUGCCGUGAAAUUCCUCAGUUGCCCCCACCACCCGAACGGGAUGAGAACCCCUGUAGACCCUCGCCCUGUGGUCCCUACAGCCAGUGCCGCGAGGUCAACGGCCAUGCCGUGUGCUCCUGCCUUCAGGGUUACAUCGGCUCAGCGCCCAGCUGUCGGCCAGAGUGCAUCAUUAGCUCGGAUUGCGCCCAAGAUCUCAACUGUCAGAAUCAGAAGUGCGUGGACCCGUGUCCCGGCACUUGUGGCAUCGAGGCACGCUGCCAGGUCAUUAACCACUAUCCCGCAUGCUCCUGUGCCCCAGGUUUUACCGGAGAUCCCUUCAACCGGUGCACUAAGAUAUUGUUGGAGCCCCCACCCACCGAUAAGUCCGGUAAUCCCUGCAUCCCCUCACCGUGCGGACCCAACUCGAAAUGCCUCGAUGUCCGUGGUUCGCCUGCAUGCUCCUGUCUGCCCGAUUACCUAGGACGUCCGCCCAACUGCCGGCCCGAGUGCCUCAGUAGCGCCGACUGUCCUGCCAAUCUGGCCUGUGUGAACCAGCGCUGCUCGAACCCAUGCGUCGGCGCCUGCGGCCUGCACUCCGUGUGCACGGUCAUCAAGCAUCGGCCGGCAUGCGAGUGUGUGCCUGGUUACACCGGAGAUCCCUUCUCCGGCUGUGCGAUCGUACAGCAAAUUCCCCCGCCGGAUGAGCCCAGGAACCCCUGCAAUCCUAGUCCCUGUGGAGCUAAUGCCAUUUGCCGGGAGCGCAAUGGAGCUGGCUCUUGCGCCUGCCUGCCGGAGUACUUUGGUGAUCCGUAUAGCGGCUGCCGCCCGGAAUGUGUUCAGAACGACGACUGCGAUCGCUCGCGUGCCUGCAUCAACAACAAGUGCCAGGAUCCAUGUCCCGGAGCCUGUGGCAUCAAUGCCGAGUGCAGGGUCUUGAAUCAUGGACCAAACUGCAACUGUUUCGAUGGCUACACCGGAGAUCCGCAUCGCUCGUGCUCGCUGAUCGAGAUGGUCACCAGACGCCCGGAGAACCCAUGUCAGCCCUCACCCUGCGGACCGUACAGCCAGUGUUUGGACACCAACAGUCAUGCUGUGUGCAGCUGCUUGGAGGGCUACAUUGGAGCUCCUCCUAGCUGCAAACCAGAGUGUGUGGUCAGUUCGGAGUGCCCUCAGAACCGGGCGUGCAUAAACCAGAAGUGCGAGGAUCCAUGCCGCGGAUCGUGCGGUAACAAUGCCAAGUGCCAGGUCGUGAACCACAAUCCCAUCUGUACGUGCCAGCCCGGCAUGACGGGAGAUCCGAUCUCGGGCUGUGAGCCUACUCCUGAGGUCAAGAACGUGGAGAACCCGUGUGUGCCAUCGCCAUGUGGACCCAACUCCGUUUGCCGUGAGAUUGGCAACCAGGCCGCUUGCUCUUGCAAGACCAACUACAUUGGACGACCGCCGACUUGCCGGCCGGAAUGUACCAACAACGACGAGUGCCAGAACCAUCUGUCCUGCCAGCAGGAGCGCUGCGUGGAUCCGUGUCCCGGUUCGUGUGGCAGCAACGCCAUCUGCCAGGUGGUGCAGCACAAUGCUGUGUGCUCCUGCGCCGAUGGAUACGAGGGAGAACCGCUCUUUGGCUGCCAGCUGAUCCCAGCAGUGAGGCCAACUGAGUCACCGACCUCGCCCUGCGAACCCUCGCCCUGUGGCCCACAUGCCGAGUGUCGAGAGAGGAAUGGAGCUGGAGCCUGCUACUGCCACGAAGGAUUCGAGGGUAAUCCCUAUGAUGCCCAGCGAGGAUGCCGACGAGAGUGCGAGAAUAACGAUGAGUGCUCCGCUGUUCAAGCCUGCUCUCGAUUCAAGUGCGUCGAUCCGUGCAACAAUAUCUGCGGCGACUACGCCAUUUGCACAGUUGACAAACAUGUGCCCACUUGUGACUGUCCUCCGGGAUACACUGGAGAUCCGUUCUUCAGCUGCAAACCUGUGCCGGUCACGCCUCGUCCUCCGUUGAAUCCAUGCAAUCCGUCUCCCUGUGGACCCAACAGCAACUGCCGUGCCAUGAACAACCAGGCGGUGUGCUCCUGCCAGGCAGGAUUCAUCAACCAGCCGCCUAAUUGCAAGCCCGAGUGCGUGGUCAGCGCCGAGUGCGCUCCGGAAAGGGCCUGUGUGAACAAGAAGUGUGUGGAUCCCUGUCUGCACACCUGUGGCAUCCGAGCCAUCUGUACCACCAAGAACCACAGCCCCAUCUGCACGUGCCCACGUACCAUGACCGGAGAUCCGUUUGUCGAGUGCACUAGAGUUGCCAUCACGAAUGACAAUACGACACCGUCGCCGGAACCCGCAUCAUGUGUACCUUCUCCUUGUGGACCCAACGCCAAGUGCCAAAUCGUGGGCAACAGUCCGGCCUGCUCCUGCCUGCCCAAUUUCAUUGGAGCCCCGCCUCGCUGUCGUCCGGAGUGCGUAUUGAACUCUGAGUGCGGACCCACGGAGGCGUGCAUCAACCAGAAGUGUGCCGAUCCCUGCUCCGGAUCCUGCGGAUUCGAGGCCAAGUGCCAUGUGCUCAACCACCUGCCCAUCUGCAAUUGCAUCGAUGGCUACGAGGGAGAUCCUUUCGUGCGUUGCACCAAGAAGGAAGAAGAAAGAACUCCACCACCGGUGAACGAUCCAUGCAACCCUAGUCCGUGUGGUCUAAAUGCAGACUGCUUUGCCGGAGAGUGUCGCUGCCAGAAUAACUACCAAGGAAAUCCCUACGAAGGAUGUCGUCCGGAGUGCACACUCUCGGCUGAUUGUCCCAGGGAUAAGGCCUGUAUGCGCAACCGCUGUGUGGAUCCCUGCCCAGGAAUCUGCGGCAACAAUGCUAUGUGCGAGGUGAUGAACCACAUCCCAGUGUGCUCAUGCGUGCAGGGCUACGAGGGUGAUCCGUUCGUAAACUGUCGUGUGAAACCCGUCGUAGAGGACCCUAUAAUUGAGGCCUGUUCCCCAUCGCCCUGCGGAUCCAACAGCCAGUGCAGAGAUGUCAACGGACAUGCGGUGUGCUCCUGUCUGGAGGGCUACAUCGGAGCACCGCCUCAGUGCCGUCCCGAGUGUGUAGUGUCCAGCGAGUGCUCCGCCCUGCAAGCUUGUGUCAACAAGAAGUGCGUGGAUCCCUGCGCCGCUGCCUGCGGCUUGGAGGCCCGCUGUGAGGUCAUCAAUCACAGUCCGAUCUGUGGCUGCCCACCUGGCCGAACUGGUGAUCCGUUCAAACAGUGCGUGAUUCUGCAACCUGUUCCCGCACCGGAUGUCAAGACACCUCCUCAAGAUCCCUGCGUGCCCUCGCCCUGCGGACCCAACUCCAUCUGCAAGCCAGAUAGGAAUGGACCCGUCUGCCAGUGCCAAGCCGAGUUCUUUGGCUCACCGCCCAACUGCCGACCCGAAUGCAUCAUCAAUCCGGACUGUCAAUCUACACAGGCGUGCAUCAACAACAGAUGCAGCAAUCCCUGUCCAGAAUCCUGCGGAACCAACGCCGAGUGUCGUGUCAUAGGACACGCUGUGUCCUGCUCUUGUCCACCUGGAUAUGCUGGCAACGCCUUUGUCCAGUGUGUGCCGCAGCAGGAGGAGCCGCCGAAACCAUGCCAGCCAUCGCCAUGUGGAGCGAAUGCCGAGUGCAUUGAACGGAAUGGAGCCGCUGCCUGCAAGUGUAUUGAUGAAUACCAGGGCAAUCCCUACGAGGGAUGUCGCCCCGAGUGCGUACUAAGCUCCGAUUGUUCCACGGACAAGACCUGCAUCCGCAACAAGUGCCAGGAUCCUUGUCCCGGAAUCUGUGGAUUGAACGCCCAGUGCUAUGCUGUGAACCAUGUGCCCAACUGUGUCUGCAAUGACGGCUAUACUGGAGAUCCGUUCGCCAGUUGUCGCCGAGUGGAGGUCUCUACCCCACCACCAGUUGCAGAUCCCUGCAAUCCAUCUCCUUGCGGAGCCAACAGCAAGUGCAGGGUGGCCAAUGGUUUGGCCGUAUGCUCCUGCCUGGAUACCUUUAUUGGAGCUCCACCCAAUUGCAAACCAGAGUGCACGGUCAAUGCCGAAUGUCCUUCGAACAAGGCGUGCCACAAAUUCCGCUGCGCUAAUCCUUGCGCCAAGACGUGCGGCCUGAAUGCCAAGUGCGAGGUGAUUAACCAUAAUCCGAUCUGCAGCUGUCCACUGGACAUGACGGGCGAUCCAUUCUCACGUUGCUAUCCAGCUCCUCCACCGCCGCCUCCGGGUCGCGAUGAGCCUGUAAGGAGACCAUGCCAACCAUCGCCUUGUGGAUUGAACUCCGAGUGUAGGGUGCGUGACGACCAGGCCUCCUGCUCCUGCCUGCCCAACUUCAUUGGAGCUCCGCCCAACUGCCGUCCCGAGUGCGUUGUGAACACGGAUUGCUCGCCAGACCGAGCUUGCAUCGCCGAAAAGUGCCGCGAUCCCUGCGACGGAUCCUGCGGCGUGGACUCCGAGUGCCGUGUUCAGAAUCACCUGGCCAUCUGUACCUGUCGUGGCGGAUUUACCGGCGAUCCGUUCGUCCGUUGCAUCGAAUUCAUCGAAGAGACCACAAAGUCACCGCCACUUUCCCAGGAUCCUUGCGACCUGCAGCCAUGUGGAUCGAAUGCCGAGUGCAGGAAUGGAAUCUGUACCUGCCUGCAGGAUUACCAAGGAGAUCCGUACACCGGUUGUCGCCCAGAGUGUACUUUAAGUACCGAUUGUCCACCCACCAAGGCUUGCCUGAACAAGAAGUGUGUUGAUCCCUGCCCCGGAGUGUGUGGUCAGAACUCGCAAUGCGAUGUCUCCAACCAUAUACCCAUAUGCAGUUGUCUGCAGGGCUACACGGGCGAUCCGUUUGUCCACUGUCGCCACGAGACGCCAGUGGCCAAGGAUCCAUGUCAACCAAAUCCCUGCGGACCCAACUCCCAGUGCCACAUUUCCGGUCAAGGACCUGUGUGUGCCUGUCAACCGGGAAUGCUGGGCUCACCGCCCGCCUGCAAACCGGAGUGCAUUGUCAGCUCGGAGUGCUCGCUGCACACAGCCUGUGUGAACAGGAAGUGCGUGGAUCCCUGCCCCGGUGCCUGUGGACAAUUUGCCCGCUGCCAGGUGAUCAACCACAACCCGUCAUGUUCCUGCAACACUGGAUACACGGGCGAUCCGUUCACUCGCUGCUACCAGGAGGAAAGAAAACCACCACCGACCCCAGAGAACCCAUGUCAGCCAUCGCCUUGCGGACCCAAUUCCGAGUGCAAGGUGCUGAAUGGCAACGCAGCCUGCUCGUGUGCCGCUACCUUUAUUGGAACGCCACCCAGCUGCCGACCAGAGUGCUCCAUCAAUCCGGAAUGUCCACCGACCAAGGCCUGCAUCCGCCAGAAGUGCUCGGAUCCGUGUGCGAAUGCCUGUGGAUUCAAUGCCCGCUGUAAUGUGGCUAAUCAUCAACCCAUCUGCACCUGCGAUGUGGGCUAUACUGGAGAUCCGUUUACCGGCUGUCAAAAGGAACAAGAACGCAUUGUCAAUGAGCAGGUGACCCCCUGCGAACCCAAUCCCUGUGGCUCAAAUGCUGUGUGCCGCGAAAGAAACGGCAUUGGGUCCUGCCAGUGCCUGCCCGAUCAUUUUGGUGACCCGUAUCAGUCGUGUCGUCCGGAGUGCGUCCGUCACUCGGACUGCCCGUCCAACAGGGCGUGCCAGCAGCAGAAGUGUCGCGAUCCCUGUCCAGGUACCUGUGGCACCAAUGCGGACUGCAGUGUGACGAACCACCUGCCUACCUGUACUUGCCGCACCGGAUACACGGGUGAUCCGUACCGCUACUGCCAUGUGGAACCACCCCAACUCCCUGCCCGUGUGACCGAACCCAGCCAACCCUGUCGCCCCUCACCAUGUGGUCCCAACUCCCAGUGUCGCGAACUCAACGGUCAGGCCGUCUGUUCCUGCCUGGAGCUCCACAUCGGUCUGCCCCCCAACUGCCGGCCAGAGUGUGUAUUGAGUACCGAAUGCCCCACCGAUAAGGCUUGCAUCAGCCAACGUUGUCAGGAUCCCUGUCCAGGAACUUGUGGCAUCAACGCCGAGUGCCGAGUGCGUAGUCACAGUCCUCUGUGUCAGUGUCGUCAAGGUUUCACUGGUGAUUCCUUUACCCGCUGCUACCCCCUGCCACCCCCACCACCUGUAAUCGAACGUGUUGAGCGUGACCCUUGCCUGCCGUCACCAUGCGGUCUAAAUAGUCAAUGUCGCAAUGUGCAAGGUGUGCCAUCCUGUUCCUGUUUGCCGGAUUUCUUGGGGGCUCCGCCCAACUGUCGACCUGAGUGCACCAUCAGUGCAGAAUGUCCCUCCAAUUUGGCUUGCAUACGGGAGAAGUGUAUAGAUCCCUGUCCCGGUUCCUGCGGCUAUGCUGCCGAGUGUAAUGUGGUUAACCACACGCCCAUUUGCGUGUGUCCAGCUGGCUUCACCGGAGAUCCGUUCAGCAGCUGUCGUCCAGCACCACCUCCUGAACCUACGCAGAACGAAUACGUGGAUCCCUGCAACCCAUCUCCGUGUGGCCCGAAUGCCCAGUGCAACGCUGGAGUCUGCACUUGCCUGACCGAAUUCCAUGGCGAUCCCUAUUCCGGCUGCCGGCCCGAGUGCGUUUUGAAUUCCGACUGUCCUCGGGAUAAGGCUUGUCAUCGCAGCAAGUGUGUUAACCCCUGUCCGGGAACUUGUGGCGAGAAUGCCAUAUGCGAUGUAAUUAAUCACAUACCCAUGUGCAGAUGCCCGGAACGCACUGCUGGCAGCGCUUUUAUCCGCUGUUCUCCUGUCCAGAUUUCAGUGACCAAUCCAUGCCGACCCUCACCGUGUGGUCCCAAUUCUCAGUGCCGCGAGGUUAAUCAGCAGGCAGUGUGCUCGUGCCUGCCAAGCUUUAUUGGAGCUCCACCUUCCUGCCGACCUGAGUGCACCUCAAACGCGGAGUGUGCACCCACCCAGGCUUGUCUCAACCAACGGUGCGGAGAUCCCUGCCCGGGAACAUGUGGAGUGGGAGCCAACUGUGCUGUUGUCAGCCACAGUCCCUUCUGCACUUGUCCUCCGAGGUUCACGGGUAAUCCCUUCAUUCGUUGUCAGCCACAGAUUGAAGCUCCUGUUCGUGAUGUCACUCCCGUUGAUCCCUGUCGCCCAUCUCCCUGUGGACCCUACUCCCAGUGUCGCCCAGUGGGCGAGGCUCCUGCCUGUUCCUGUCUGGAAACCUACAUCGGACGACCUCCGAACUGCCGCCCAGAAUGUGUUACAAGUUCGGACUGCUCAAGUCAACUGGCCUGUGUCAACCAGAAGUGCGUCGAUCCCUGCCCUGGACGUUGUGGCAUUAAUGCCGAGUGUCAUGUGGUUAGCCAUGCAGUGCAAUGCAUCUGCCAGCAGGGCUUCAGUGGAGAUCCGUUUGUCCAGUGCCGACCAGAGAUCGCAUAUGAAAAUGAAAUUCGCACUCCGUGCAGCCCAAGUCCAUGUGGACCGAAUGCCGUGUGCCGCGAUCGAAAUGGAGUUGGAUCCUGCCAGUGUCUGCCGGAGUACUUUGGAGAUCCCUACGCGGGUUGUCGCCCGGAGUGCAUGCUUGACUCGGAUUGUCCCUCGAAUAGGGCUUGCCAGCAACUCAGAUGCCAGGAUCCCUGCCCAGGAACUUGUGGUCAAAAUGCCAACUGUCAAGUGGUUAAUCAUUUGCCGCAAUGUACUUGCCUCACCGGAUAUGUGGGUGACCCAUACCGCCUAUGUAAUCGACUGCCAGAACCACCACAAAACGAGUAUGUUAAUCCCUGUCAGCCCACUCCUUGUGGUCCCAACUCUCAAUGUCGCGUAUCCAAUGAGCAAGCGGUAUGCUCCUGCCUGCCCUUGUUCGUGGGAACUCCACCUUCCUGCCGUCCAGAAUGUACCAUCUCCUCGGAGUGUCCUGUGGAUAGGGCAUGUGUUAAUCAGAAGUGCGUGGAUCCUUGCGCAGCGGAUACUUGCGGAAACAAUGCCAUUUGCAGGGUUCGCAACCACAGCCCCAUUUGCAGCUGCAUUAGUGGCUACACUGGCGACGCCUUCACUCGUUGCUUCCCCAUUCCACCGCCGAUUGUUGAGACCAAGGACGAACCUCUAAGGGAUCCCUGUAUACCAACACCCUGUGGUCCCAACUCCGAAUGCCGCAAUAUUAACGGAGUGCCUGCCUGUUCCUGCCUGGCUAACUUUGUUGGUCAGGCUCCCAAUUGUCGCCCAGAGUGUACUAUAAACUCGGAAUGUCCUAGUCAACAAGCGUGUAUCAACCAAAAGUGCCGCGACCCCUGCCCCGGAGCCUGCGGUCAAAAUGCAGUUUGCAGUGUCAUCAAUCAUACACCACUUUGCGCCUGCAUCGAUGGUUACAUAGGAAAUCCAUUCACCAACUGCAAUCCCAAACCUCCAGAACCUGUAGCACCACCAGUAGCCGACGAUCCUUGCAACCCAUCGCCCUGCGGAGCUAAUGCUCUUUGUCGAAAUGGCCAAUGCUCGUGUAUACCCGAGUACCAGGGAGAUCCGUAUGUCUCUUGUCGCCCAGAGUGCGUUCUAAACACAGAUUGUCCCAGAGAUCGGGCCUGUGUGCGCAACAAGUGCAUCGAUCCCUGCCCCGGAACUUGUGGGGUUAACGCCCUGUGCGAGGUUACCAACCAUAUUCCCAUUUGCCGCUGUCCAGAACAAAUGUCCGGUAAUGCUUUCUUCGAGUGCCGACCCGUGCCGCCAGCAAAGAUUCAAAAUCCCUGCCAGCCAUCGCCAUGUGGUCCGAACAGUCAGUGCCGCGUGGUCCAACAGACCGCAGUCUGUUCCUGUCUAGCUGACUAUGUGGGCAGUCCACCGCAGUGCAGACCGGAAUGUGUGACCAACUCUGAUUGUUCUGCCGAUCAAGAUUGUCAGAACAUGAAGUGUCGCGAUCCCUGCCCUGGUACCUGUGGCUUCAAUGCCCUCUGCAACGUGGUCAACCACCGUCCCUUCUGCAGCUGCCCCUCUGGCAUGUCCGGAAAUCCCUUCGUGAGCUGUCAGCAGCUAAUUAUUCGCGAUGAGAGACCACAGAAUCCCUGCCAGCCUUCACCUUGUGGGCCCAACUCCGAGUGUCGCGUAUCGGGAGAAUCGCCAUCCUGUUCUUGCCUACCCGAAUUUGUGGGUGCGCCGCCCAACUGUCGACCCGAGUGCAUUUCGAACUCUGAGUGUCCCACAAACCAAGCCUGCAUUAAUCAGAAAUGCGCCGAUCCCUGUCCAGGAUUGUGUGGUCAAAAUGCCAAUUGUCGGGUGUUCAGUCAUAGUGCCACAUGCAUGUGUGACAGUGGCUUCACCGGAGAUCCGUAUAGUCAGUGCAGUCCAUUUAGGGAUUCACCACCUGAAGUUCUGCAGCCUUGCAAUCCCAGUCCAUGCGGCGUGAACGCCAAGUGCGAGGAGCGUGGUGGUGCAGGGUCCUGCCAGUGCCUGCCUGAUUACUUCGGAAAUCCCUAUGAUGGUUGCCGUCCUGAGUGCGUUCUGAACUCUGACUGCCCCUCGAAUCGGGCAUGUGUCAACCAGAAAUGUCGCGACCCCUGCCCGGGUACCUGCGGCCAAAAUGCCGAGUGUCAGGUGGUCAAUCAUUUGGCCACUUGUAAUUGUCUGUCUGGUUACAAUGGAGACCCGUACAGCUUGUGUCGCGUAAUAGUCGACGAGCCACCUGAACGCGUUUAUGUGAAUCCUUGCCAGCCUUCUCCAUGCGGUCCUAACUCGCAAUGCCGUGAAGUCAACGAGCAAGGAGUUUGCUCUUGCUUGCCAGAGUUUAUUGGUAGUCCACCCGCAUGUCGUCCGGAGUGCACCAGUAGUUCGGAGUGCGCCGCCGACAAGGCUUGUGUGAACCGCAAGUGUGUGGAUCCCUGUCCGAAUGUUUGUGGUCAGCAAGCCGAGUGUCGUGUGCGUAACCACAAUCCCAUUUGCACCUGUCUCAGUGGAUUCACGGGUGAUCCAUUUACCCGUUGUUACCGCCAGCCGCCUCCUCCUCCGGUGAUCGAGCGUGAACCCCUUGACCCCUGUGUUCCUUCGCCUUGCGGAGCGAAUUCUCAGUGUCGCGAGAUUCACGGCACUCCAUCCUGCUCCUGCCUGCCCCAAUAUCUGGGUACUCCACCCAAUUGCCGUCCUGAGUGUUCCAUCAAUGCUGAGUGUCCCAGUCAUCAGGCCUGCAUUAAUCAGAAGUGCCGCGAUCCCUGUCCUGGCUCUUGUGGCCUCAACACCCAGUGCAAUGUGAUUAACCACACGCCCAUCUGCAGUUGUGUGUCCGGUUACGUCGGUGAUCCAUUCAGCGUUUGUAAUCCUCAACCAAUACCAGAGAAAAUUCGAGACCCACUUCCUCCUGAGGAUCCCUGCAACCCAUCGCCCUGUGGCUCCAACGCCCAAUGCAACAAUGGAGUGUGCUCUUGUUUGGCGGAAUACCAUGGUGAUCCUUAUACCGGUUGUCGUCCUGAGUGCGUCCUGCACACAGAUUGUGACCGUAGUAAGGCUUGUGUCCGUCACAAGUGCGUUGAUCCCUGUCCAGGUGUCUGUGGCACUAACGCGAUAUGUGAGGUUCUGAACCACAUACCCAACUGCCGCUGUUUAGAAAGAAUGGAAGGCAAUGCCUUCAUUCAGUGCAGCCCAAUUGCACAGCUCGACGUCGUGCAGAAUCCUUGCCAGCCCUCACCCUGCGGACCCAAUUCUCAGUGUCGCGUUGUCAACCAGCAGGCCAUCUGCACCUGCAUCACGCCCUUCAUUGGAAGCCCGCCAUUCUGUCGUCCGGAAUGUACCACCAACUCGGAGUGUCCCUUGAACCUGGCCUGUCGCAACCAGAAAUGCAGUGAUCCCUGUCCCGGCGUUUGUGGUCGCGGUGCCCAGUGCCAUGUUACCAAUCACUCUCCAUUCUGUCGCUGCUUGGAGCGUUACACGGGUAAUCCGUUUGUAAGUUGCCAGCAGAUCAUCGAACCACCGGUUCCGCCACCAAGACAAACCUGCCUGCCAUCACCCUGCGGACCAUACUCCCAGUGCCGUGAAGUAAACGAAUCGCCAUCCUGCACUUGUCUGGCGGACUACAUUGGUGUACCACCCAACUGUCGACCCGAGUGCGUGACCAGUUCAGAAUGUCCCACGAAUCAGGCCUGCAUUCAGCAAAAGUGUCGCGAUCCUUGUCCUGGACUGUGCGGUCAAUCUGCAGAAUGCAGAGUCCUUUCGCACACGCCAAGUUGCGUUUGUCCGGAGGGAAUGGAAGGUGAUCCGUUUACUCUGUGUACAGUGAAGAGGAUUCAGCAACUGGACCAGUUAGAUCCUUGCAAUCCCAGUCCUUGUGGAAUCAAUGCGCGCUGUACCUCACGCCAAGAUGCCGGUUCAUGUCAGUGCUUGCCAGAAUACUUUGGAAAUCCGUACGAGGGAUGUCGCCCUGAGUGCGUCCUCAAUUCGGACUGCCCAUCGAACAAGGCUUGCCAGCAGCAGAAGUGCCAGGAUCCCUGUCCAGGAACUUGCGGUCAGAAUGCCAUCUGUAAUGUACUAAAUCAUGUACCCAGUUGUAGCUGCAUAACAGGAUUCUCCGGCGAUCCGUAUCGCUCGUGUGUCCCAGAACCCGUCAAGGAGUACGUUAAUCCCUGCCAGCCGUCGCCAUGUGGUCCAAAUUCCCAGUGUAGGGAAGUCAACGAACAAGCCAUUUGCUCAUGUCUGCCGGAAUAUGUGGGUGCGCCGCCUGUGUGUCGCCCCGAGUGUACGAUAUCUUCAGAGUGCCCGGCUGACAAGGCCUGUGUGAACCAGAAGUGUGUCGAUCCCUGUCCCAACACUUGUGGGGAACAGGCCCUCUGCCGAGUGGUAAAUCACAGUCCUAUUUGUUCUUGUCGCGCCGGUUACACGGGCGAUGCCUUCUUCCGCUGUUUCCCUAAGCCUCCUGAACCACCAACUCCCAUACAAAAGGCACCAGUUGAUCCCUGUGUACCCUCUCCUUGUGGUCCCUACUCCCAGUGCCGUGCUCAGGGUGAUGCUCCCGCCUGUUCCUGUUUGGUGGGUUACUUGGGAGCUCCCCCCAACUGCCGGCCCGAAUGCCGCAUCAACGCCGAGUGUCCCAGCAGUCAGGCGUGCAUCAAUGAGAAGUGUAGAGAUCCCUGUCCCGGUUCUUGUGGCUAUGGGGCCAUUUGUAAUGUGAUUAAUCACACGCCUAGCUGCACUUGUCCAGCAGGAUACUCGGGAGAUCCGUUUAGUCAGUGCCAACCACUCCCACCACCGCCACCAACACCCGUUAAACUAGACGAUUCGUGCAAUCCCUCGCCCUGCGGUCCAAAUGCCCAGUGCAAUAAUGGACUCUGUACCUGCGUUCCCGAAUACCAUGGGGAUCCCUACAGCGGUUGCCGACCCGAGUGCAUCACCAGCGCGGAUUGCUCACGUGAGCUCGCCUGUUCGCGUCACAAGUGCUUUGAUCCUUGCCCCGGAACCUGUGCCCCCAAUGCCAUCUGUACUGUCCUUAACCACGUACCCAUGUGCACUUGUCCAGAGGGUUAUAAUGGCAAUGCGUUUGUUCAGUGCCAACCUGCACCACCCCCUGUUCUUGUCCAGCCCUGCCAACCCUCUCCAUGUGGACCCAAUUCCCAAUGCCGCGAGGUCAACCAGCAGGCUGUAUGCUCAUGUGUGUCAGGAUACUUUGGAACCCCUCCACUCUGUCGCCCGGAGUGUACAUCGAACUCCGAGUGUGUGUCCCACCUGGCGUGUGUGAACCAAAAGUGUAGUGAUCCUUGUCCCGGUUCAUGUGGCCGCAAUGCCCAGUGCAGUGUGGUUAACCACAAUCCGUUCUGUACCUGUCUGCCAAGGUUUACUGGAAAUCCAUUCGUGGGUUGUCAACAGAUCAUUGAGCCACCACGUCAAGAUAUUGUGCCUCAGGAUCCUUGUCGCCCAUCGCCUUGUGGUCCCAACUCUGAAUGUCGCCCUGUUGGUGAGACACCAACUUGCACCUGUCUUGCGGAAUUCGUUGGAUCACCACCUUAUUGCAAACCAGAAUGUGUGGCCAACUCUGAAUGUCCUUCGAACCUGGCUUGUAUCAAUCAAAAGUGUCGCGAUCCCUGUCCCGGGCUGUGUGGUCUAAGUGCCACCUGCCGCGUCGUCUCCCACACAGCAAUGUGUAUUUGCGACGUUGGCCUGACCGGAGAUCCCUUCACCCAAUGCCAGCCCAUUGUACAGGAUGUAGAGAUCAUCAAUCCCUGUCAGCCAUCGCCUUGUGGCGCCAAUGCCGAAUGCAUCCAAUGGAAUGGAGCUGGAGCCUGUCAGUGUCUCUCGGAUUACUUUGGAAACCCCUACGAGGGAUGUCGCCCGGAGUGUGUUCUGAACUCGGAUUGUCCCUCGAACAGAGCUUGUCAGCAGCAGAAGUGCCGUGAUCCCUGCCCCGGAAGCUGCGGACAGAAUGCCGAGUGCAAUGUGGUGAACCACACGCCCAUGUGCAACUGCUUCGCUGGAUAUAUCGGCGAUCCAUACCGCUAUUGUAGCCAACCGCCAGAACCUGUUGUCCAUGAGUAUGUGAACCCCUGUCAACCGUCCCCCUGCGGCCCGAAUUCUAAUUGUCGCGAGGUUAACGAGCAGGCAGUAUGCUCCUGCCGUUCCGAGUUCGAGGGAGCCCCGCCCAACUGCCGACCCCAGUGCACCUCGAGUUCAGAGUGCGCCCCCAAUAGGGCGUGCAUCAACCAAAAGUGCGUUGAUCCCUGUCCCGGUGUUUGUGGCCAGCAGGCAAUCUGCGAGGUGCGCAACCAUAGUCCCAUUUGUAGGUGUCCCACCGGCAUGACCGGCGAUCCCUUCGUGCGCUGCCUUCCCCGACCAACAAUUCCACCACCGCCCUUAAGGGAUGUAGCUCUGUACCGCGAUCCCUGCUUGCCCUCACCCUGUGGCCUCUACUCGUCGUGCAGGAAUCAACAGGAUCAGGCCGUUUGCUCUUGCUUGCCCAACUACUUUGGUACUCCACCGCAUUGUCGUCCUGAGUGUACCAUCAAUGCCGAGUGUCCAAGUCACUUGGCCUGCAUCGGCGAGCGCUGCCGCGAUCCUUGUCCCGGUGCCUGUGGUCAGCAGACCGAGUGCCGAGUUAUCAGCCAUGUUCCUAGUUGUGUUUGCCUGCGGGGCUAUGUGGGCGAUGCCUUCCUAGCCUGCCACCCGGCGCCACCACCACCAACCCGUGAAGAGCCACGAGAUCCAUGCAACCCCAGUCCCUGCGGCAGUAAUGCCAUUUGCUCCAAUCAGGGAGAGUGCACAUGUGUGGCCGACUAUCAGGGUGAUCCCUACGUGGCCUGUCGACCCGAGUGUGUUCUCAGUUCGGAGUGUCCCCGAAAUCUGGCCUGUGUACAGCAGAAAUGCACUGAUCCCUGUCCCGGAACCUGUGGCAACAAUGCCAUCUGCGAUGUGGUCAACCAUAUCGCUAUGUGUCAUUGUCCCGAUCGGAUGACGGGCAAUGCUUUUGUGCAAUGUACCCCAGUGCAAUUGGAUGUGUAUCGUAAUCCUUGUAGUCCCUCGCCAUGCGGCUCUUAUGCCGAAUGUAGGGAGCAAAACGGUCAGGCUGUGUGCAGCUGUCUUCCCAACUACUUUGGGGUUCCGCCCUCGUGUCGACCCGAGUGUAGCACCAACUAUGAUUGUUCCCCCAGUUUGGCGUGUCAGAAUCAGCGGUGCAUCGAUCCUUGUCCUGGAUCUUGUGGGGCCUAUGCCGAGUGUCGAACUGUCAGCCACAGUCCUUUCUGUAGUUGCAGACCCGGAUAUACGGGAAAUCCCAUCGUUCAAUGUCAUUUUAUUAUUGAACCCCAGCGAGAUAUUGUGCCCCAAGAUCCCUGCCAACCAUCACCAUGUGGACCGAACAGCGAAUGUCGACGCGUGGGAGACACACCUUCCUGCUCCUGCCUGUCUAACUUCUUUGGAACCCCACCCAACUGUCGACCCGAAUGUGUGUCCAACUCCGAGUGCAGUCAGUUGCAUGUUUGCACAAAUAACCGAUGCAGGGACCCGUGCCCAGGUCUUUGUGGCACUGAUGCCGUGUGUAGAGUGAUUAGUCACAGUGCCAUGUGCUACUGCCAACCGGGAUACAGCGGCGAUCCAUACGUUCGUUGUGAACCACAUAUCCAAAGGCAACCGGUUGAGGUAGUGCAGCCGUGCAAUCCGAAUCCCUGCGGCACCUUUGCCGAGUGUCGUCAGCAAAAUGGAGUCGGUUCCUGUCAGUGUCUGCCGGAGUAUUUCGGAAAUCCCUACGAGGGAUGUCGUCCUGAGUGUGUGCUCGACUCCGAUUGUCCUUCUCAGCUGGCCUGUGUCAAUCAAAAAUGCCGCGAUCCCUGCCCCGGAAGUUGUGGCCAAAAUGCCGAAUGCUUUGUGCGUAAUCACCUGCCCACUUGCAACUGCCUCAGUGGCUAUGUGGGAGACCCAUAUCGUUAUUGCAACAUUGAACCGAAACCCAUUCGGGAAUAUGUCAAUCCCUGUCAACCUUCCCCAUGUGGUCCCAAUUCUCAGUGCCGCGAGCAAAAUGGUGUGGCCACCUGCUCCUGUCUGCCGGAGUAUGUGGGCCUUCCUCCGGGCUGCCGGCCUGAGUGUACGGUCUCCUCGGAGUGUAAUCUUGACAAGGCCUGCGUUCGUCACAAGUGUGUUGAUCCUUGCCCCGGUGUCUGCGGCAGUUCUGCCGAUUGUCGGGUGGUUAACCACGCUCCACUCUGCUCUUGUCAAUCGGGUUACACAGGUGAUCCCUUCACCCGGUGUUACCCCAUUCCUCCUCCACCUACGCAUAUUCUCCAAGAUGUAGAACGCGAUCCUUGCCAACCAUCCCCCUGUGGAGCCAAUGCUCAGUGCAGGCAAUCCCAGGGUCAGGCCAUCUGUUCCUGCUUACCCAACUACUUUGGUGUCCCGCCUAAUUGUCGACCCGAGUGCACUCAGAGUUCAGAGUGUCUGUCAAGUCUGGCCUGCAUCAAUCAAAGAUGCGCGGAUCCAUGUCCUGGUUCCUGUGCAUAUAACGCCAUUUGUCAUGUCCGCAAUCACGUGCCCAGUUGUCAAUGUCCAGUGGGCUAUGUGGGUUAUCCGUUCACCAACUGUCAGCCUGAACCUCAGCCACCACCCAAACCUGUUGCCCUCGACGAUCCCUGCAAUCCUUCCCCCUGUGGAGCAAAUGCCCUGUGCCAGAAUGGUCAAUGUUCGUGUAUAGCCGAGUACCAGGGAGAUCCUUAUACUGGCUGUCGUCCGGAGUGUAUCUUAAAUGCAGAUUGUGCUCGAAAUCGGGCUUGUGUAAGACAUAAGUGUGUUGAUCCUUGUCCAGGAACUUGUGCUCCCAAUGCCAUCUGCGAUGUGAUUAACCACAUAGCCAUGUGUCGUUGCCCAGAGCGCAUGACAGGCAACGCCUUUAUCCAGUGUGAGACUCCACCAGUGUCGCUGGCACCUCCUGAUCCCUGCUACCCUUCGCCCUGCGGUCCAAAUAGUCGCUGCCGUGUAUUUAACAACAACGCUGUGUGUUCCUGCAUUGAGGACUUCAUUGGAACGCCACCAAACUGUCGACCGGAAUGUUCACAUAACUCGGAUUGCCUGCCUAGAUUGGCAUGCCAAAAUCAGCAUUGCAUGGAUCCAUGUCCAGGAACUUGUGGCUUUAAUGCCCUUUGCCAUGUGGUGAACCAUGCACCGAUUUGUAGUUGCCCACCCAGGCACAAUGGAAACCCCUUCCUGGGCUGCUUCCCAGAACCAGUGCGACGUGAUGAGAUUAUUCCAAAGCAUCCGUGCCAGCCCUCGCCAUGUGGUCCAUAUGCCAAGUGUACGGCUGUGGGAGAUCAGGCGCAGUGCAGCUGCCUUGCUGAAUACAUUGGAACACCGCCCAACUGCCGGCCAGAGUGUGUGACCAAUUCGGAGUGUUCCUUCGACAAGGCGUGCUUGAAUCAAAGAUGCCGUGACCCCUGCCCUGGAAAUUGUGGAUCCAAUGCUAAUUGCCACGUGAUAAGCCACGCAGCCAUGUGCUACUGCCUACCAGGCUAUACUGGUGACCCAUUCACAUCCUGUCGCCAAGUACCAUUGAUUCAACACGAAGAGAUCAUUCAACCGUGCUCCCCCAGACCAUGUGGAGCCAAUGCUGUGUGUCGCCAGGAAGGCAACGUGGGUUCCUGCCAGUGUCUUCCCGAAUACUACGGCAAUCCCUACGAGAUUUGCCGACCGGAGUGUGUAACAAAUAAUGAUUGCCCGGCGCACAAAUCUUGUCAGCAGAAUAAAUGUCGGGAUCCUUGCCCAGGAGUCUGUGCCUUAAAUGCUUUGUGUCGCGUAAUAAAUCACUUGCCAACUUGCCAUUGUCACAAUGGCUUUGUUGGUGACCCCUACCGCUACUGUCAAAUUCCAGAGAAACCUAUCCUCAAAGAAUAUGUCAAUCCCUGCCAGCCUUCUCCGUGUGGUCCCAACUCGCAAUGCCGUGAAAACAACGAGCAGGCUAUCUGCUCAUGUCUGCCCGAGUACGUGGGUGCUCCACCCAAUUGCCGACCUGAGUGUGUGACCAGUGCAGAGUGUCCUCAGGACAAGGCCUGCGUUAGGCAAAAGUGUAGCGAUCCCUGCCAGGAUGUGUGUGGCUCCAAUGCCGAUUGUCGUGUUAUCCAACAUGCCCCCAUUUGCAGUUGUCGUCCUGGUUUCACAGGCGACGCCUUUUCACGCUGCCUGCCCAUGCCACCCCCAAGACCACAACAGUUAGACGUCUACCGAAAUCCUUGUGUACCCUCACCUUGUGGCCAGUAUGCCGAGUGCCGGGAUAAUCAGGGAACUGCCACCUGCAGUUGUCUGCUCUCCUACUUUGGCACUCCGCCCAACUGUCGCCCCGAGUGUACCAUAAACCCCGACUGUCCGGCCCACCUUGCCUGCCAACAACAGCGCUGUCGCGAUCCCUGUCCCGGAGCCUGUGGCUUUAACGCCCUGUGCACGGUUAUCAAUCACAACCCUACUUGCCAAUGUGCCCCUGGACUAAUUGGCAACGCCUUCUCAUCCUGCCAUGCUCCACCUCCAGUCGUUCGGGAUCCCCCGCAAAUCAGUGAUCCCUGUUCCUUGAUUACCUGUGGCCCCAAUGCAGUUUGCAAUCAGGGACAAUGUAGUUGUCUUCCUGAAUUUGUUGGUAACCCAUUAGUGGGAUGUCGCCCAGAAUGCGUGCUUAGCACGGAAUGCGACUGGAACAAGGCGUGCGUAAGAAACAAGUGCGUCGAUCCCUGUCCUGGAAGAUGCGGAUCCAAUGCCAUAUGCGAGGUACACAGGCACGUGGCCAUGUGCCACUGUCCACCGGGAAUGACUGGAAACGCCUUCAGCCAAUGCCGACCCUUGCCACCAGCUCCAAUCCGCGAUGUCGUUGAUCCUUGUCAGCCUUCGCCAUGUGGUCCAAAUGCCCAGUGUCGCAAUAUCAAUGGACAAGCAGUGUGCUCGUGUCUGCGCGAUUUCGUUGGAAUCCCACCUUCAUGUCGACCAGAGUGUGUUAGCAAUGCGGAGUGUCCGCUGCACUUGGCCUGCCUCCAACAACAUUGCCGAGAUCCCUGUCCCGGAACUUGUGGCCUUAAUGCCGAAUGCCGUGUGAUUAAUCACAAUCCGAACUGCCAUUGCAUUGGAUCCUUCACGGGAAAUGCAUACGUGGCUUGUCACCGUCAACCACCGCCACCUGUCAGACAAGACCCAAUUGAUCCAUGCCAACCAUCGCCAUGUGGAGCUAAUGCGGAAUGUCGUGCCCAGGGAAGCAAUGCCCAAUGCAGCUGUCUAGCUGAAUUCAUUGGUACACCACCCAACUGCAGACCAGAGUGUGUUUCCAACUCGGAUUGUCCCACGAAUCUGGCCUGCCUCAAUCAAAAGUGCCGCGAUCCCUGUCCAGGUGUCUGUGGCUCCAACGCUGAAUGUUAUGUGAUUAAUCACACACCCACGUGCACAUGCAUUGCUGGACAAACCGGCAAUCCCUACGUGGGCUGUCAAGUGGUUAGAGAUGAUCCCGCUCCGCUUACACCGUGUGUUCCAAGUCCUUGUGGAGCAAAUGCUCUUUGUACGGAGAGGAAUGGAGCCGGAGCUUGUCAGUGCCUACCGGAAUUCUAUGGAAAUCCCUACGAGGGUUGCCGACCGGAGUGCGUGCUCAACUCGGACUGUCCCAGCCACCUAGCUUGUCUCAAUCAACAUUGUGCCGAUCCCUGUCCCGGAACCUGCGGUCCAAAUGCCCAAUGUCAAGUACGCGAACACCUGCCGCAAUGUAAUUGCCUUGUGGGCUACCAGGGAAAUCCCUACGUGUACUGCAGUGUCCUGCGUGAACCCCUGCCUGAACCGGUUCCCUCCCGCCCCUGUCAACCCUCGCCUUGUGGUCCCAACUCUCAGUGUCGAGAGUUGAACUACCAGGCAAUUUGCAAGUGUCUUCCCGACUUUAUUGGAUCCCCACCUGCCUGUAGACCCGAGUGUACCAUCUCCAGCGAGUGUGAUUUGACCCUGGCGUGUGUCCAACAACACUGUGUCGAUCCCUGUCCAGGUGUCUGCGGCAGCAGUGCUCAGUGUCGGGUGAUUAACCACAGUCCUCACUGUAGUUGUCUGCCUGGUUUCACGGGUGACGCCAUUAGUGGUUGCCAGCGCAUACCACCCGCAAUUAGUUACGAUCCCCCCAAGGAAACCUACCGAGAUCCAUGUGUUCCUUCUCCCUGUGGAGCUUAUGGCCAAUGUCGUGCUCAAGGCAACCAGGCUGUGUGCUCAUGCCUUCCUGGCUACUUUGGAGCACCGCCUAAUUGCCAGCCCGAGUGUGUGAUUAAUCCGGACUGCGCCUCCCAUUUGGCCUGUAUCAGUGAAAAGUGUCGCGACCCGUGUCCCGGUUCUUGUGGCAUCCAGGCCCAGUGUAACGUCAUCAACCACACACCCAUCUGCAGUUGUCCAUCAGGUUAUCAGGGUAAUCCCUUCGUCAGCUGCCAACGAAUUCCACCACCACCAACUCCAGUCCUUCGCGAUGCCUGUAAUCCCUCGCCAUGUGGCUCCAAUGCAGUCUGCAGCCCUGGAGGACAGUGCUCUUGUCUACCCGACUUCGAUGGCAAUCCCUACGUGGGCUGUCGUCCGGAGUGCGUCCUUAAUACGGACUGUGCGCGAGACAAGGCCUGCCAGCGCAGCAAGUGCACAGAUCCAUGUCCAGGAGCAUGUGGAGUUGGAGCAACUUGCGAGGUUCGCAACCACAUUCCAACAUGUAGUUGUCCGCCCGGAACUUCGGGCAACGCCUUCGUCCAGUGUACCCUUGUGCAAUCUUCACCUGUUGUGCCCUUGAAUCCCUGUCAACCAUCGCCGUGUGGAAACAAUGCCCAAUGCCGAGAGGCCAACGACCAGGCUGUUUGCUCGUGUCUACCUGGAUACUUUGGUGUUCCACCAAAGUGUCGCCCUGAGUGCACCAUCAACUCGGACUGUGCCCCACAACUGGCUUGCCUGAAUCAACAGUGCCGUGAUCCUUGUCCUGGAGCUUGCGGGCAGUUUGCUCAGUGCCAGGUCAUUCGACAUGUGCCGCACUGUAGUUGCCCUCAAGGUUACUCAGGAAAUGCUUUCUUCCUGUGCCACCGUAUACCGCCACCACCACCAGUCCAACUGGAGCCGGUCAGUCCAUGCUAUCCAUCACCAUGUGGAGCCAAUGCAGAAUGCACUCAACAAAAUGACCAGGCAGUUUGCAAGUGUCUAAAAGACUAUAUAGGAACACCACCCAGCUGUCGACCGGAGUGCAUAACAUCAUCCGAGUGUCCAAAUCACCAAGCUUGCAUUGCUCAGAAAUGUAAGGAUCCUUGUCCUGGUCUUUGUGGAAACGCAGCCAGCUGUCAAGUGGUCAGCCACGUGCCCUCGUGCAUCUGUAUUGGGGAUUACAUUGGUGAUCCGUACUCUGGAUGCUAUGCCCGUCCUCAACUUGAGCGGGACCAAAUCAAUCCCUGCUCUCAGAACCCGUGCGGAAGCAACGCCGUGUGCAGAGAACGUGGAGGAGCCGGUUCAUGUCAAUGUUUACCGGAAUAUUACGGCAACCCCUACGAAGGAUGUCGACCCGAAUGCGUGAUCAACUCGGACUGUUCGAGCCAUUUGGCUUGUUUGAAUCAACACUGCCGCGAUCCCUGUCCAGGAACCUGUGCCUCCAAUGCCCAAUGUCAAGUGGUUAAUCACGUUCCCAGCUGUAGUUGCUAUCCCGGAUACAAUGGUGAUCCUUAUCGCCAUUGUCGAGUGGUCCAGGCGGAACCCGUCGAAGUUGUCCACUUUGAUCCCUGCCAGCCCUCUCCGUGUGGUCCCAACUCUCAGUGCACCGAAUCCCAAGGUCAGGCAGUGUGUCGCUGCCUGCCCGAUUACUUUGGUUCCCCACCUGCUUGUCGACCCGAGUGCACUACCAAUCCCGAAUGUCCCAAUGAUAGAGCUUGCGUGGCUAGAAGGUGUUCCGAUCCUUGUGCGGGUGCUUGUGGUCAGAAUGCGAUUUGUCGAGCGCAUCAGCAUAGAGCACAUUGCUCGUGUCACCCUGGUUACAUAGGUGACGCCUAUACGCGGUGCCUGCCCCUGCCUCCUCCCCAACCUGUUAGGGACUCACCCAUAACCCCAAGAGACCCCUGUGUGCCCUCGCCAUGUGGUCAGUUUGCCCAGUGUCGAGUGGAGUACGGACAAGCCGUUUGCUCUUGCCUGGCCUCCUACUACGGUACUCCUCCAUUCUGCCGGCCCGAGUGCACCCAGAACUCAGAUUGUCCCAGCCAUAGGGCUUGUGUCAAUCAAAGGUGCGUUGCUCCCUGCCCCGGGGCUUGUGGCCUGAACGCGCAGUGUGAUGUGCUAAAUCAUGUGCCCAGCUGCUCGUGUCCCAGUGGUUUUGUGGGAGAUCCCUACUACCGCUGUUAUCCCGCGCCAGCUCCUCCUUCAACUCCUGUCGCCCCUGUCGUAGCGGAUGAUCCUUGUCAGCCCUCGCCCUGCGGUCCCAAUGCCCAGUGUUCGAACGGUGUCUGUAGUUGUCUGCCCCUGUACCAGGGUGAUCCUUACGUGGGAUGUCGCCCGGAGUGCGUCUUGAGUACUGAGUGUCCGUGGGACAAGGCCUGUAUCCGUAAUCGUUGCCUCGACCCGUGUCCAGGAACUUGCGGAUCGGGAGCCACAUGCCAGGUGCAUAAUCAUGUGGCCAUGUGCCAGUGUCCGGUUGGCUAUCAAGGCAAUCCGUAUGUGCUGUGCCAGCAGACACCCCUCCAGUCGCCAGUGGUGCUCCAUCCCUGCCAGCCUUCGCCUUGUGGGCCCCAUGGACAAUGCAGGGAAGUGGGAUCGCAAGCAAUUUGCACCUGUCUACCCGGCUAUUAUGGAAACCCGCCAGCCUGCCGACCCGAAUGUGUUAGCGAUCCAGAGUGUCCACCAAGUUUGGCUUGUGUGAAUCAGAAGUGCCGCGAUCCCUGCCCUGGUGCAUGUGGAUACCUGGCCCAGUGUCACGUGAUUAACCACAGUCCACAAUGUGUUUGCCCUGCUGGAUACACUGGAAGUCCGUACUCCCAGUGCCAGUUGAUCAGGGAAGAUUUAACACCAGUUCGGAGAGAGCCAAUUGAUCCUUGCUCGCCAUCUCCCUGUGGUCCCCAUGCCCACUGUAGUAAUGAGGGAGGCAAUGCAGUUUGCCGCUGUCUGCCGGAGUAUCUGGGAGUACCACCCUACUGUCGACCGGAGUGCAUUGCCAACAGCGAAUGUCCCAGCGACAGGGCCUGCAUCAAUCGGAAGUGUCAGGAUCCAUGCCCCGGCCUGUGUGGAUACAAUGCCAUCUGUCGAACCUACAACCAUCAGCCAAACUGUGUUUGUGCUCCUGGAUUGGUGGGUAAUCCGUUCAGCUCCUGUCUGCCGCCCACACGCCCUCAGGUUUCACCUGCACCUCCCACAACUGCAAUAGAGGUACUUCAGUAUGAGGAACCUUUUAUCAAUGGCUGUGAACCCAGCCCCUGUGGAGCAAACGCUCAAUGCAAUCAGCGGAGGGGAGUUGUCUCAUGCGUCUGUCUUCCCGACUAUUUCGGUAAUCCUUACGAGGCCUGCCGACCGGAGUGCAUUUUGAACUCCGAUUGUCCCUCGAGCAGAGCUUGUGUUCAGCAAAAAUGCCGAGAUCCGUGUCCUGGCACUUGUGGGCUGAAUGCCGAGUGCUAUGUCCUAGAUCACCUGCCACAGUGCAGGUGUUUCAGUGGUUACACUGGAAAUCCAUUGGCAUACUGCGCACCUGUACCAAUUGUCCAGCAAUCACCCUUGACUCCCUGUGAUCCCUCACCCUGCGGACCCAAUGCCCAGUGUCACCCCUCAAAUAAUGAAGCCGUGUGCUCCUGUUUACCCGAGUUCUACGGAACCCCUCCGAACUGUCGACCCGAGUGUACACUAAACUCAGAAUGUGCCUAUGAUAAGGCGUGCGUGCAUCACAAGUGUGUCGAUCCGUGUCCUGGAAUUUGUGGUAUUAAUGCCGAGUGUCGCGUACACUAUCACAGCCCCAUAUGUUACUGCAUCUCUUCGCACACGGGUGAUCCUUUCACACGUUGCUUUGAGACCCCCAAACCCGUGCGACCCCAGAUAUACGAUACACCUUCUCCUCCUUACCCGGUUGCCAUACCCGAUCUGGUUUACAUACAACAACAACAACCUGGAAUAGUAAAUAUUCCCUCUGUCCCUCAGCCUGGAUACCCCCAGUCACAGCCCCCACAUUACAAUGUGAACUAUCCAACACCACAACCGGCGAAUCCCCAACAACCUGGAGUCGUGAAUAUACCAUCACAGCCAGUCUACCCAUCGCCUCAACCAACGGUUUAUAAUGUCAACUACCCAACAACGCCCUAUCCAGUUCCUCAACAACCCGGUGUUGUGAACAUUCCUUCCGUACCACAACCGGUGCCCCCGACAUCUCAGAGACCCGUGUUUAUACCAUCGCCUGCGAGCCCAUCACCUCCAUCACAGCCUGGAGUUAUUAACAUUCCUUCAGCGCCACAACCUGGAUAUCCAACGCCACAGACUCCAGUUUAUGACGUAAACUAUCCAACUACACCGAGUCCGAUUCCUCAACAUCCUGGUGUGGUCAACAUACCAUCUGCGCCACAACCAGCUUAUCCUUCUCCGAAUCCACCGGUCUAUGAUGUGAACUAUCCCACGGCACCACCUCCUCAGACACCAGUGCAGCCUGGUGUAAUCAAUGUACCCUCUGUGCCGCAACCGUCACCGCCAUCGCAACAACCUCCCGUUUUUAUACCAUCACCUGAGCAUCCGACAUCAGCUCCGAAGCCAGGAGUAAUUAAUAUUCCCUCAGUACCACAACCAGUACACCCAACACCACAGCCUCCUGUUUAUGAUGUCAACUAUCCAACGUCACCGCCUUCCACUCCUCAGCAACCAGGAGUAAUAAAUAUACCUUCAGCUCCUCAACCAGAGCACCCUUCACCCAGUCCACCAGUUUACGAUGUUAACUAUCCAACGAGGCCUUCAACUCCCCAACAACCAGGAGUUCUUAAUAUCCCAUCGUACCCACAGCCAGUACCACCGUCUCCUCAGCCUCCCAUAUUUAUACCGUCCCAGGAGCCACCGAGACCUUCUCCAAAGCCGGGAGUUAUUAAUAUUCCUUCGGUACCGGAACCUGUAUAUCCUACACCACAGACUCCAGUUUACGACGUGAACUACCCAACACAACACCCUGUAAUAACACCGCAACCUGGAGUAAUAAAUAUUCCAUCGGCGCCACAGCCAGUGCCUCCCGUUUCUCAGCGUCCCGUCUAUAUACCAUCACCUGUAAACACGACACCUGCUCCACAACCAGGAGUUAUUAAUAUACCUUCAGUGGCACAGCCAGUGCAUCCAACGUACCAACCUCCGGUUGUACAGCGACCUGCUAUAUACGAUGUGUAUUAUCCACCACCUCCGUCAAGACCGGGUGUGAUUAAUAUUCCUUCACCGCCACGGCCUGUAUAUCCCGUGCCCCAGCAACCGAUAUACGUACCAGCUCCAGUUCUAAAUAUACCUGCACCAAGGCCAGUCAUUCAUAACAUCCCUUCAGUACCGCAACCAACGUAUCCACAUCAGAAUCCACCAAUUCAGGAUGUUACUUAUCCAGCUCCACAACCAACUCCUCCAGUACCAGGAGUAAUAAAUAUUCCUUCAGUGCCACAACCUGUGCCAUCACCCACUCCUGGUGUUAUAAAUAUUCCCUCACAACCGUCUCCACCGAUCUCGGUACCUACACCAGGAAUCGUUAACAUUCCACAACCGUCGUAUCCACCUCCGAAUCCACCUGUUUACGAUGUCAACUAUCCAACUUCAUCACCCACUCCUCCAGCACCAGGAAUUGUCAACAUUCCUUCGGUUCCUCAACCUGUGCCAUCUCCCCCUACUGGUGUGAUAAAUAUACCUUCACAACCUUCACCACCGAUCUCAGUAUCAACUCCAGGAAUUGUCAACAUUCCCUCGAUUCCACAUCCGACGAAUCCACCAUCAAAUCCACCUGUUUACGAUGUCAGCUAUCCAACGCCUCAGCCAACUCCUCCGACGCCUGGAAUUAUUAAUAUUCCCUCCGUUCUUCAACCUGCUCCAUCACCCACCCCUGGCGUGAUAAAUAUACCAUCACAACCUUCCUCUCCGAUCUCGGUACCGACACCGGGAAUUGUGAAUAUUCCAUCUGUUCCACAACCGACAUACCCAUCUUCAAAUCCACCUGUUUACGAUGUCAACUAUCCAAAGCCACCACCCACUCCUCCAGCACCAGGAAUUGUCAAUAUUCCUUCCGUGCCUCAACCUGUGCCAUCCCCCACUCCUGGCGUGAUAAAUAUACCAUCACAACCUUCUUCUCCGAUCUCGGUACCGACACCGGGAGUUGUGAAUAUUCCAUCUGUUCCACAACCGACAUACCCAUCUUCAAAUCCACCUGUAUACGAUGUCAACUAUCCAACGCCACAACCCACUCCUCCAGCACCAGGAAUUGUCAAUAUUCCUUCCGUGCCUCAACCUAUACCAUCACCCAGUCCUGGCGUGAUAAAUAUACCUUCGCAACCGUCACCACCAACUUCAGUUCAACAGCCUGGAAUAAUAAGCAUUCCAACGCUACCUCAGCCAACAACUCCAACCACUCAACAUCCGAUACAGGAUGUCCAAUAUGCGACCCAAAAACCACAACCUCUCCCUGGAGUGAUCAAUAUACCCUCCGUUCCACAACCGACGUAUCCAACUCAAAGACCAUCCUACCAGGAUGUUAGUUACCCAACGUCACAGCCCAAUCCUCCGGUACCUGGAAUUAUAAAUAUUCCUUCGGUGCCCCAGCCUGUGCCUUCAACAACUCCCGGAGUGAUCAAUGUACCCUCACAACCAUUCCAACCGGUACCAACACCAAAGCCUGGAAUUAUCAACAUUUCCUCCGCACCACACCCUAUACCAAAUCCUGUGCAGGAGGUCCACUACGAAACCCAGAGACCACAACCUGUUCCUGGAGUGGUCAACGUUCCAAGUCGACCCAACUACGAUGUGGCCAGACCUGAUUUCGAAUUCAACCCGUGCUAUCCAUCGCCCUGCGGACCUUACUCGCAUUGCCACAAUCGAUUUGGUGUGGCUGCCUGCGUUUGUCUGCCAAACUACAGAGGAACUCCACCAAACUGUCGGCCGGAAUGCGUCAUCAACUCGGAUUGUCCAUACAACUUGGCUUGCAUCAAUGAAAAGUGUCGCGAUCCUUGCCCAGGAUCUUGUGCCUACAAUGCCUUAUGCCGAGUGCACGAACACGAGCCGAAUUGCUUCUGUCAAAACGGUUACACCGGAAAUCCGUAUGUUUCCUGUCAACCCACACCCAUAGCCCCUGUGGUUCAACGUGAGCCCGUCGAGGCGAAGGAUCCAUGUUAUCCAUCGAUUUGCGGACCGAACGCAGUGUGCAAUAAUGGAAAGUGCAGCUGUAUACCGGAGUAUCGAGGAGAUCCCUAUGUUGGCUGCCGACCGGAAUGUGUUCUCAAUACGGACUGUGUCAGGGAUAAGGCUUGCAUCCGCCAGAAAUGCCAGGAUCCUUGCCCAGGAUCUUGUGGACUCAAUGCAUUGUGUCAUGUGUACAACCACGUGGCCAGCUGCACUUGUCCGGAGCAAAUGCAAGGAAAUGCAUUUGUGAGAUGUGACCCGAUACCCAAGCGCGAUCCCCCUGUCCCAGCAUCAACACCUACGACUUUGCCGGCCCUUGUGCCCCAACGUGCUCCGAUCAAUCCCUGCCAGCCGUCACCUUGUGGACCCAAUGCCCAGUGCCGAGCCUACUAUGAACAGGCGAUUUGCUAUUGCUUGCCUGAUUUUAUUGGCACUCCACCCAACUGUCGCCCAGAGUGUACCUCGAACUCGGACUGUCCCCUCGACAAAUACUGCCUGAAUCUCAGGUGUCGCGAUCCGUGUCCGGGGGCUUGCGGCAUUCGUGCCAUUUGCCAUGUUCAGAACCACGGUCCACGGUGCAUCUGUCCACCCCAGUUGACGGGCAAUCCUUACCUGUCUUGCCAACCCAUAGUUAUACCCCCUGUAGAACGCGACGAAGUGAAUCCCUGUCAGCCCUCGCCCUGCGGCCCCAACUCCGAGUGCCAAGCCACGUCGGGUGGAGCUCGUUGCUCCUGCCUGCCCCAGUACCAUGGCACCCCACCCUUCUGUCGUCCGGAGUGCGUGAAUAGCGCCGAUUGUCCGGCGGACAAAGCAUGCCGGAAUUACAAGUGCGUUGAUCCCUGCCCCGGCAGCUGUGGUCUCUCGGCUCUCUGUCGUGUGGUGGCCCACAGUCCUGUGUGCUACUGUCCCGAAGGUUUUGUGGGCAAUGCCUAUAGCAUCUGCACCCGACCAGAACCAAGUCCACCUGCCAUGGUGAUCCUUCCCUGUAAUCCCAGUCCAUGUGGAGUCAACGCUUUCUGUCAACCCCACAACGACUUCAGCCUUUGCCAGUGUUUGCCGGGUUACUAUGGCAAUCCUUCAGAGAUCUGCCGACCCGAAUGCACUGUCAACUCGGAUUGUCCAAGCCACAGGGCAUGCAUGAGCGAAAAGUGUGGCGAUCCAUGUCCCGGGGCCUGUGGCAUCAAUGCCCUCUGUCAGGUCAUUAACCACAGCCCGGUUUGUGAAUGCCCCCCGGGUCAUGUGGGCAAUCCCUACAACAGCUGUCGUCUUCCUCAGCGUGAACCCCCCGCGCCGGAAUAUGUGAACCCCUGUCAGCCAUCUCCUUGUGGGGCCAAUUCCCAGUGUCGCGAGUCCCAGGGACAGGCCAUCUGCUCCUGCCUGCCGGAGUUUGUGGGUACCCCACCCUCCUGCCGACCGGAGUGCGUGAUCAGUGCCGAGUGUCCAGCGGACAAGGCGUGCAUCAACCAGAAGUGCCAGGACCCUUGUCCCGGAGCUUGUGGCUUGAAUGCCCAGUGCCAUGUGCGUAACCACAGUCCGCUGUGCUCGUGUCAGCCCGGAUUCACCGGAGAUGCUCUGACCCGCUGUCUGCCAGUGCCACCACCACAACCACCGAAAGCGAACGAUAUCCGCGAUCCUUGCGUGCCGUCUCCUUGUGGACCCUACUCCCAGUGUCGCGUGAUUAAUGGUGGAGCUAGUUGCAGUUGCCUAGCCAACUAUGUGGGAGCGGCGCCCUACUGCCGUCCGGAAUGUACCAUCAAUGCGGAGUGUCCCAGCAAUCUGGCCUGCAUCAACGAAAAGUGUCGUGAUCCAUGUCCUGGAGCCUGUGGCUUUGACGCCCAGUGUAAUGUCAUCAAUCAUACGCCCAGUUGCUUCUGUCCCGCUGGUUACACGGGAGAUCCGUUCACCAGCUGUCGACUGCUGCCCCCACCUCCUCCACCGAAGAGUCCCUCCGAUCCCUGCCAGCCCUCGCCCUGCGGAGCCAAUGCUCUGUGCAACAAUGGGCAGUGCUCUUGCCUGCCGGAGUACCAGGGUGAUCCUUACACCGGAUGCCGUCCGGAGUGCGUUCUGAACUCGGAUUGCGCCAGGAAUAGGGCGUGUGUGAAUCAGAAGUGCGUGGAUCCUUGUCCAGGACACUGUGGCAUCAAUGCCCUCUGCGACGCCGUCAACCACAUCGCCAUGUGUCACUGCCCUGAGCGGAUGACGGGCAAUGCGUUUGUGUCCUGCCAGCCGAUUCGCGAUGAACCACCACCACCCACUCCCAAUCCCUGCCAGCCCUCGCCGUGCGGAGCCAAUUCCCAGUGCCUGGAGAGGAAUGGCAAUGCCAUCUGCUCCUGCCUGGCCGGAUACUUUGGACAGCCGCCCAACUGCCGACUGGAGUGCUACUCCAGCUCUGAUUGCUCCCAGGUGCACAGCUGCAUCAACAACAAGUGCGUGGACCCGUGUCCUGGAAAAUGUGGCCUGAAUGCAGUGUGCCAGGCAAUCCAACAUAGGGCCCAAUGCGAAUGCAUCCCGAGAUACACUGGAAAUGCCUAUGUUCAGUGUAAUCCCAUUCCCGUGCCCAGGAUACCGGAACCAAUUCGCGAUCCUUGUCGACCCUCACCUUGUGGAUCCAACUCCCAGUGCACCAAUGUGAAUGGCCAGGCGGAGUGCCGCUGUCUGCCGGAGUUCCAAGGAACCCCGCCAAAUUGCCGGCCCGAGUGCGUCAGCCACGAUGAGUGCGCCAAUCACCUGGCCUGCAUGAACCAAAAGUGUGCCGAUCCCUGUCCUGGAAGCUGUGGCCAGAGUGCCCAGUGCACGGUCAGCCUUCACAUACCCAACUGUCAGUGUCCCGUGGGCAUGACUGGUGACCCAUUCCGAAUUUGCCUGCCCAAGCCACGUGACGAACCCAAGCCCCCGCCGACUCCCAAGAAUCCCUGCUACCCCUCUCCAUGUGGUACCAACGCCGUGUGCCGCGUCCAAGGAGAGAAUUACGUUUGUGAGUGCAGCCAACUGGAGUACAUUGGCAAUCCCUAUGAGGGAUGUCGCCCCGAAUGUGUGGGCAACUCCGAGUGUCCUGCCAAUCAGGCCUGCAUCCGCAGCAAGUGCCAGGAUCCUUGUCCGGGAGUGUGUGGCCUGGAGGCCAUUUGCACCAUGAAUAACCACAUUCCAGUGUGCUCCUGUCCACCGGGCUAUACGGGCAAUGCUUUUGCCCAGUGUACCCGUCAGUUGACACCACCUCCUCCAUCAGAUCCUUGCUAUCCCUCGCCUUGUGGACCCAAUUCCCUUUGCCGCGUGCAGAACGAGAAGGCCGUGUGCGAGUGCCUGCCCGGAUUCUUUGGUAAUCCGCAGGCUCAGGGCUGUCGCCCAGAGUGCACCCUCAGCUCGGACUGUGCCAAGGAUCGGGCGUGCAUCAACUCCAAGUGUGUGGAUGCCUGCGUGGGAGAGUGUGGAUUCGGAGCUGUUUGCCAGACGAUCAACCACAGCCCGGUGUGCAGUUGUCCCGCCAACAUGGUGGGCAAUCCCUUCGUACAGUGCGAGGAACCACGCCAAGCGGAGCCCAUCGAUCCCUGCCAGCCUUCGCCGUGCCGCAGCAAUGGAAUCUGUCGCGUUUACAACGGAGCUGCUACUUGCAGUUAUCCGGAGUGCGUGAUCAACGAGGAUUGCUCAAGGGAUAGGGCUUGCGUGAGUCAAAAGUGCCGAGAUCCAUGUCUGAAUGCCUGCGGCAUUAAUGCCAUCUGCCGGGCCAUCAACCACAAGGCUGUCUGCAGCUGUCCGCCGGAAUUCUAUGGUUCCCCGUAUGCCCAAUGUCUAAGACAGAUCCCAGAGCCGUUGCCCAAGCCUGAGUGCGUGAGCGAUGGAGAUUGCACUAAUGACAAGGCCUGCAUCAACCAGGUUUGUCGCAAUCCCUGCGAGCAAUCGAACCUCUGCGCCCAACAGGCACGCUGCCAUGUUCAGCUUCACCGGCCACUGUGCGUCUGCAAUGAGGGAUAUACCGGAAACGCCCAGCAGAAUUGCUUCCUUUUGGGAUGUCGAUCGGAUGGAGAGUGUGCCGCCAAUGAGGCUUGUAUUAAUCAGCAGUGCGUGGAUCCCUGUAGUUUCACACAGUGCGGAACAGGAGCCAUCUGCCGAGCGGACUUCAACCACCGAGCUAGGUGCCAUUGCUUGGACGGAUACCGCGGCAAUCCUCUGGUGCGCUGCGAACGUCCAGAGUGUCAGUCCGAUGACGAAUGUGCCUUCCACCUGGCCUGCCGCAAUGAACGCUGCGAAGAUCCCUGCAACUGUGGCCUUGGAGCCCAGUGUCGCGUGGAGAACCAUCGUGCCCAGUGCCGUUGUCCAGCUGGCUUCAGUGGAAACCCGGCCGUGAGAUGCGACCUGGUGCCAACGCAACCGGAGGGCUGCACCAUGGAUGCCGAGUGUCCCAGCAAACUGGCCUGCUUCGGCGGCGAGUGCAAGAACCCAUGCGAUGUGACGCAUCCAUGUGGCGCCAAUGCCAUCUGCGAAGUGGUGGACACCCUACCCCUGCGCACCAUGAUGUGCAGCUGCUUACCUGGCUUUGUGGGUGAGGCCGACAUUGGAUGUCACAAAGAACCCCCGCGAGAUCAGGGCUGUACGUCGCAUGAUCAAUGCCAGGAUACGGAAGCCUGUCGUGGCGGAAACUGUGUCAAUCCCUGUCUGGAUAACUCGCCUUGUGCCCGCACUGCCCAGUGUUUGGCCCAACAGCACCGUGCCAUUUGCAGCUGUCCUGAGAGAACCCAGGGAGAUCCAUUCACCAACUGCUAUGAGCCACCUGAAAUCAAGACAGGAUGCACCCACGAUUCGGAGUGCCCGCCUACUACGGCCUGCGUCAAUAAGCGCUGCGAGGAUCCUUGUGCCGAGGCCAAUCCUUGUGCCGGAAAUGCCGAGUGUCGUGUGCAGAACUCCCGACCGAUCUGCUUCUGUCCAGCUGGUUGGGGUGGUGACCCACAAGUCCAAUGUUUCAAACCUGAGUGCAAGAUCAAUGCCGACUGUCCUUAUGACAAGACCUGCUUGAACGAGAACUGCGUGAAUCCCUGCACACAUGGCCAGGUGCGCUGCGGCAGUGGAGCCCAGUGCUUGGCCCAGAACCACCAGGCUGUGUGCAUCUGUCCAACCGGAACUCAGGGCAAUCCCUUCAUCUCCUGCAUCACUGGACACUGUCAGUACAACGAGGAUUGUGCUGACCACGAGGCCUGCGAUCGAUUGAAUCGCGUGUGCCGUCCGGUUUGUGACCAGGAGACCUGUGCCCUGAACGCCAUAUGUGUGGGUCGUCGCCAUCAGCCGCAGUGCGAGUGCCGACCCGGAUACCAGGGCAACCCGCAUGUCCAGUGCGAUAUACCAGUGAAGACGCCAAAGCCUCAGUGUACCCAGGAUGCCGACUGUCCAUCGAAAUUGGCCUGCAUCAAUGAGCGUUGCGGAGAUCCUUGUGCCACGCCACAUGUUUGCACUCCGCAACAGACUUGCACGGUUCUGGAUACCCUUCCCAAGCGCGCCAUGGCCUGCAAGUGUCCCGGUGACACGGUGACGGAUAUCUCCCGCAACUGUGUGCCCAUCACUGUACCCAAGGUCAUCACCGGCUGCCAGCACAACUCCGAGUGUGCCAAUCCCGAGGUCUGCUCGAAUGGAAAUUGCCUGGAUGCCUGCCGACUGGAGCGGUGCGGCGUUAAUGCUCAGUGUACCGCAAGGGAUCACUAUGCCCAGUGUAAUUGCCCGAAGGGCUUCCAAGGCAAUCCCCGCAUCGAGUGCUAUACCACGGAAGUGGAUAGGCCAAGGAUUCCCAGCCCUGGCUGCUCUCGCAACGACGAUUGCCCCAAUGAUCAGAUCUGUCGCAACGAAAUCUGCGUGAGUCCGUGUGACUCGGAUGCCUGUGGAAUCGGCGCCUACUGCCAUGUGCAGCAGCGCAAGGCCAUCUGCCGCUGCCCACCUGGCUACGCCGGCAACCCACAGGAACGCUGCCUGCCACCAUCUGAUGUGAUCUUGGUUGGCUGCAAGUCCAGCACCGAAUGCCCCUUGAACGAGGCCUGCAUCAACACCCAGUGCGCAAGUCCUUGCAACUGCGGACCGAACGCCGAGUGCACGGUGAAGAACCACCAUCCGAUUUGCUACUGCAAACCCGGAUUCUCCGGAAAUGCCCAGUUUGGAUGCGCACCCAUUGGCUGCCAGUCGGAUGACGAGUGCAGCGGUGACAAGCAGUGCCUGAACCGCGAGUGCAUCAAUCCCUGCCUGGCCAGCGAUCCGUGUGCCCUGAAUGCCGAGUGCUUUGGACGCAACCAUCGCGCCAAUUGCCGCUGUCCCGUGGGAUUGGAGGGUGAUCCGUUUGUGCGCUGCCUGCGACUGGAAUGCCAUUCGGACUAUGACUGCGCCUCGAACCUGGCCUGUGUGUCCAACGAAUGUGUGAGCCCAUGUGGCCAAAGGAACCCAUGUGCCCAGAAUGCCAUCUGCCAGGCCCUGCAGCAUCGCGCUGUCUGCCGUUGUCCGGAUCAAUUGCCCUUGGGUAAUCCGUAUGGUUACUGUGAGGCCAGGCGUGUGGAGCCAGUGUGUAGGGAUGAUGGAGAUUGCCCCAGCAAGCUGGCCUGCAUCGAUGACAAGUGCCAGAAUCCGUGCACAGAGCUCUCACCUUGCCACCAAACCGCCCAGUGCAGUGUGCUGGACAGUGUUCCGGUGAGAACAAUGGUAUGUGAGUGCGCCGAGUAUGAGGUGCCCGAUGCCAGUGGAGCAUGCCGCAAGAUGGUGCCGCCCAGUCAGCCAGGAUGCGACAGCGACCAGGACUGUCCCGACCAAGAGGCCUGCAUCCAUGCCCAGUGCCGCAACCCUUGCAACUGUGGAACCAACGCCGUCUGCCAGGUGACCCAACAUCGCGCAGUGUGCAGCUGCCAGGAUGGAUUCGAGGGUAAUCCCUAUGCCUCCUGUCGCUCCAUUGGAUGCCGCGUGGAUGGCGAGUGCGAUUCAGGCAAGGCCUGCAUCAACGGUGACUGCAUCAAUCCGUGCCUGAUCAACGAUCCCUGUGGACCCAAUGCCGAGUGCUAUGUGCAAUCGAACCGUGCCCAGUGCCGCUGCCUGAGUGGAUACCGUGGUAAUCCUUAUGAGCGUUGCCGCGUCAUCGGCUGCAGCAGCAACAACGACUGUCCCACAGACAAGACCUGCCAGAACGAGCAGUGCGUGAAUCCCUGCAUCUACCACAACCCCUGUGCCCCGCGAGCGGAGUGCAGGGCCCAGAACCACUUGGCCGUGUGCCGUUGUCCCGCCGAUUUCUUGGGCAAUCCCUACGUGGACUGCCGACCGCCGCCUCAGCCCAUCUGCCAGCUGGAUACCGAUUGUCCUGCCCGCCAGGCCUGCAUAAACGAACAAUGUGUGAAUCCUUGUGUCGUUUUGGAACCCUGUCAGCGACCGGCUCUCUGCGAGGUGACUCCCACAUCUCCGGUACGCACGAUGCUCUGCAUCUGUCCGGAUGGUUAUGUCAGCCAAGGAAAGGGAGGAUGCAAGCCCACGCAAGGAGUUAAGGAAGUUGGAGGCUGUAUCUCGGACUCAGACUGUCCGGUGGAUAAGUCCUGUCUGAACAGUGUCUGCCGAGAUCCCUGCAACUGCGGCUUGAAUGCCGAGUGCCGCAUCAAGGAUCACAAGCCCGUCUGCACGUGUCGUCAAGGAUUCGAAGGUAACCCAGAGUUUGAGUGCUCCAAGAUCGAGUGCAGUAUCAAUUCCGACUGUCCGGGAACCCACAAGUGCCGCAAUCAGCUCUGCAUCCCUGCCUGCCAGGGUGAGCAGUGUGGAACCAAUGCCCAGUGCUUGGCCAUUGAACAUCGUGCUGUAUGCGAGUGCAUCCCGGGACAUGGAGGAAAUGCCAGGAUUGCUUGUACCCCAUUGGGAUGUCGAUCGGAUGACGAAUGUCCCACGGACAGAGCGUGUGUGAAUGGUAAAUGCGAUGAUGUUUGUACAACAACUGCGAUCUGUGCCCAGGAUGAAGUAUGCAAGGUAUACCAGCACCGACCUCAGUGCGCUUGCCCACCAGGAACCGUGCCCGGAAGGAAUGGCUGCGAAUCGGAGCGCCAUGUGCCCAUCUGCAUCAGCGAUGCGGAUUGUCCCAGCCAGAAGGCUUGCCUGCGCGGCGAAUGUGUGAAUCCCUGCAAUGCCACCGAGCCAUGUGGAGUGAAUGCUUUCUGCAGUGUCCGGGAUACUUUACCCGUGAGGACCAUGAUCUGCGAGUGCCUGGAGGGAUACACCGGUAACCCAGCCGUGCAGUGCGACAAGCGCUCCCUGUGCGUCAUCGAGAAGGGCUUCGUCCGGGAUGUGGAUGGACAGUGUGUCUGCCCACCGGGAACCGCUCUGGAUAUCUACGAGUACUGCACCCCUUGCCGAGAGGAGCAAGGCUUCCGCAUCGAUGAGAGUGGUCACUGUGUGUGCGCCCUGGAGCGCGGCAUGGUGAUCGACGAACGUGGUCGCUGCACUUGUCCCAUUGAGCUGGGCUACCGUCUGACUCCUCGUGGCGAAUGCCAGCCAGAGGAGCCGCCAGAGUGCACGAGCAACGAACAGUGCGCCGAUAACCGAUUCUGCAACCUGGACACCAAGACCUGCGAGGAUCCCUGCCUGACCAAGGUGUGUGGCGUGAAUGCCUUCUGCAAUGCGGUGAACCACCGGGCCCAGUGCCAGUGCAUCACUGGCUACACUGGCAACCCGGAGCUGCACUGCAACCACACUAACUUCCGCACCGAUUUCCCACGACCCGACAUGGUGGUCAGUUGUCUGGCCGAUGGUGUCCAGGUGGAAAUCCACAUCACGGAGCCAGGAUUUAAUGGAGUGUUGUACGUGAAGGGCCACAGCAAGGAUGAGGAGUGCCGUCGGGUGGUCAACCUGGCCGGUGAGACCGUUCCCCGUACCGAGAUCUUCCGCGUCCACUUCGGUAGCUGCGGAAUGCAAGCGGUGAAGGAUGUGGCCAGUUUCGUACUGGUCAUUCAGAAGCAUCCCAAGCUCGUUACCUACAAGGCCCAGGCGUACAACAUCAAGUGCGUCUACCAGACUGGCGAGAAGAAUGUGACCCUAGGAUUCAACGUAUCCAUGCUAACGACUGCCGGAACAAUUGCCAACACAGGACCACCGCCCAUCUGCCAAAUGCGCAUCAUCACCAACGAGGGUGAGGAGAUCAAUUCGGCCGAGAUCGGCGAUAAUCUCAAGCUGCAAGUGGAUGUGGAGCCAGCCACCAUUUAUGGAGGCUUCGCCCGCUCCUGUAUUGCCAAGACCAUGGAGGACAAUAUACAGAACGAAUAUCUGGUCACGGAUGAGAAUGGCUGUGCCACGGAUACCAGCAUCUUCGGAAACUGGGAAUACAAUCCGGACACCAACAGCCUGCUGGCCAGCUUCAAUGCCUUCAAGUUCCCAUCGAGCGAUAACAUUCGAUUCCAGUGCAACAUACGCGUCUGCUUUGGACGCUGCCAACCGGUCAAUUGUGGUGGAUACAACGCCUUCGGGCGACGUCGUCGCUCCAUUGAGGACAACUCUAACGAUACGACCGCCAUUGCCACGAAUUCGGGUGUGGAGGGUCAACUGCGCGAGGAGAUUACGAUCUCAUCGAAUGCCAUUCUGACCUUCGAGAAGCGCAGCGGUCAAGGCCUCAAUGAUGCCAACAUUAAACCGGCGGCCCAGAGAGUCGAGGAUAUUUGCGUGUCCAUGGUGGGACUGAUCAUUGCUUUGGUCAUCACGGCCUUGCUGGCCUUAGUAGCCGUAGCCGUGGCUGUUUCCUGCUGGCUGAUGGCCUACAGGAGAAGGCCCAAGACCAUUGCACCGCUGCCCCAUCCGCCGGAGUUCCCCAACCCGCUGUUCGCCAAUCCCGACGCUGUGCCCGAGCCAACGCCGGACUACAUCUCCUAAACGUAACGUAACGAUACACUGACAUACAAACACCUAGCUAUAUCUUUAGUCUAUAAGAAAAUCGAAUGAUAAUGAAAAUUAUGUGAAUAUUUGAAAGGCAAGUGCAAAAGGUUUAUGCAAAACAGAUCGAAUCGCGAAAGAUUAUCAAUCAAUAUUAAGAAAAAGAAAAACAAAAGUACAGUUGUGAGCUAAAAGUAUAGUCGGUUCUGAUGGCCGUAAAACGAAACUAUGAAAAAGAUUGAACUAUUGUAAAAAGCAAAAAUGACGAAGCGAGAAACGCAUGAACAAUGCAUGAAAGUAAUUUAGUAGCUUAAGAAAAUAAUUUUAUUAAUUGUAUUAACGUUUAGUAUUCUCCUUCCUACUAACAUGAGAAUUCCGCGUAGUGUUUGUACGUUUAGCUGCCACAUAUAUAGAGUCCACAAACUGCCAAACAGAUGUGAGGGAAUUCACCACAUAGAGAGUGCAGCUACAAACGAAUUCUCGUCCUCUAACGACAACUUCUUCAUUAGUCGGUUAUCAAUAUUAAUACUGUUAUAUAUAUAUAUAACUAAAGACUUCCUAUAAAUAUUUAGGGUGUGGGUAGUAGCAACGACACUUUGUAUUAUAGCACAGACACACGCACACAACUACUUCCUGUAAUUUAGAUAUGAACUCAACUCGCCCGUUAAAAUUGAAAACUGCCUUUAAUUUCCAACAAGAACGAACAAUGCACCCCAGAAUACUCUCUAGCAGUAUGUAAGAGAUCGUUGGUCCUCGAUCGAUGGGAUAUUAUACCGCGUAUAACCACUGGACAAUAUGUCAACGAUUGUCCCUGAUGGAUUGUAAGAAAGCUCAAGAGUCAAAAACACACACACACACACUGAAGAAAACCGACCACUCUAACCAGCUUUAAAAACGUGGAAAUAGAUCCAUUAAGAUCCAGGCACCGAUUCAAUGAGGGAACAUAACUAUAACUGCCACUGAGGCGUCAUCAGCGCACAAAAGAUACUUAUCUAUUGCAUAGGAAAUACUAGGUUUGUUUUAAUUUUAAUUCCAACGACGACUAAUGGAGGAUUUGAUUUUGACCACUGUCCCUCGACCACUUACUUGUACUACACUCUACUAUGAUUAACCAUUAUUUUUGUAGUUUUAUAGUCAAUUAAUAUUAAAUUGUUGUGAUUGUUUUUAAUGCAAAAGAGAUACUUCCACUAACUUACUAAUAUGUAGAGACAAAAGUAUAGAGAGUACUUAAAAAGGCAACGAACCAGCGCCCCUGCCCCGCCCCCCAUUUCCUACUCCAUGGGGAACAGCACGCCACUGUCAACGCGCCGGAAACUAUGCAGCGAAUUUCCGUUUCCGGCGCCCGUUUUACAGAGCAUGUCUUUUCCUGAUGCGAUGAUAGCCUGCGGGAUAGCGGGGUCUCGGGCCUGGAUAAUUAAAUUAUUAAAAAUGAAGUUUUAAAUUAAUAUUAUUAAACGUAAACAAAAUGUAUAGUCACUACUUUAAGAAGAAAGAUAAUUUUCUUUAUAGUAAAAUACCAUACAAAAUAAACUCGCACU